AUGGCGAGCCUUGCUGAUGUCGGGUGGAAACUCUUGGAAUUCAAAUCCCGAUCAAAAAGAUCAGGUCUGACUUAUUUAUUUGCAUGACAUCGUUUACUAUGACCCGCCGUGACUGGUUUUAGUUGUGUCUUGGCCUUGAAGAGAGUGUUUGUUUGUGAAACCCGGGGUUAGGUCUGGCCUGUUGUGUGUAAUUAAAUGCCCCCUUUGCAGAGACGGUGCAGCAGGAAAGGUCAGAGGUGAACAUGUGGAGCUAUCAGGGGCUAUUUUAAGAGAGUUUCACCUCGUACUGCUGCCACAACAAACCCACCUACAGUGAGCUGCACUGUGUAGGCCUUUGUGGCGAGUGAGGGUCACCUGGGACAAAUUAUUGAAAAGUGUUAUGGACUAAAAAGAUGAAAACUUCAAAUAAGAUUUACCCAUCCACCUAAGUUUACUCGUAAAACAGCAAAAGACAUUUAAAUGGGUAAGGGUAAAACUGAGUUUCGUAAUCUUGUUGCAUAUUAGUGCAGGAGUGUUGCAUUGAUCAGAGUUUAUAGUUCCUGGAAAGUUGUGCAACUUUCUAUUUUAAAGCUCCAACGUAGAACUUUGCCAAUUUGGCACCUCCUGCAAAGAGCCACCUUUUAUGUCUUUAUGCAGAUCUAGUCCCCCGUUCCUUGUCCAUCUACACCGUUUUCUCUGUUACAGUGGUUAUCAAGUGCAUUUGUAUGAACUUGAGUAAUUCAGCUAAGAUCAGUUAUUUUUUUGUUUGUUUGUUUUUUAAGUAGGCUGUCCUGUAUGUGCUUGUGUAGGUAGACAUACCCUGAUUUCAGAUACAGAAAUAAGCCCUUAUCACCUACAUCCCUACGGAUUGGCCUGUAAUUAUGGCUCAAAUGUAUAGUAUUAAAAAGUGUUUUUUCAUUCAAAGAAAAUCUCAUUCUACUUUCUGUUAACGCUCAUUUUAAUAGUCUUUGUAAGGCUUUACUUAGUAAAAAGUAAACAAGGAUAUUUUUUCAGCUUGCUGUCAGUUGUCUGAUCUUACUCUUACCCCCUCACAGCAGUUACAGACAUAAAACCCAGAACAGAAAUUGUCCCCCGUUGCUAAUGGUCUUGUUUGCUAUUUACGUGACUGUUAAACACCUGUAUUAUGAAUUGGCAUGGGGCCAUUAUAGAACACAGAGCAUGUCCCACAUACAACCCAAAUAACAUUUAGUUAGAUUUUUAAAGACACCUGCAAUGAUAAUUGUGUCAGCCAAUGUCUAAAUAUUUUGUAUGACUUCAGUAUCACAUUUAAUUAAAUCAAAGCUACAAUGCAUUUGUAUGUUUUAUUUUCGCUGUUUAUCUACGAUAAGUGGCUAAAGUUUAACACGUUAGAUUUAAACUUGUUAUGGUGCAGAUUAAAAUGAACAGUAAUGCCUCUGUAUGAUCAACAAAACCGCCUUUUUUAUUCCACGGUGAGUGAGUAAUGGAGGAAUAAGAGUGAGAGAUGUGUUUUAAAAAAAAUUUACCUACUGAAGUACAGGAUCAAAUGGGCAAAAAUGGAAGGAGGCACUGCUUUGUCCCCAGGGUGGUGCUUUAAUAAAGUUUCUCACAGGAGCUUUAAUUUCACUUGUUUUCUCAAGAUCUUGACUUGUUGUAAUAUAAGUAAUGUCAAGAUCAAUAUGUGAUAUGUAGUCUGUUUCCGAGGGGCCCCCAGAGGUAAAUAGUUAUAACCAUCUUUCUCGAUGAAGACUUGCACCCCUAGACCCAAGUGGGUACAAUACAAUAACAAUAAAACUCCCCUGUCUGCAUUUUAUGUUGGUUUGUUGGUCACAAUGGUGUAUAGGACUUUUUUGAUGGUAAUAAGAGUAUAUAAAGUACAUCUUAUAUGCCAAAUUUUAAUUAAUCACUCUUCUGUUGGGAAAAUGAAACAAGUUAAUCUUUUAUUCUAGUGAAAACAGUGUUCUUGAGAAAUAUAGAUUUUGAGAAAACUACCAGAAAUUACUGUUUUUAGGAUUAAGUAUAAUGUCUAUUCAUGUCCACUUAGGGACUCCAUAGUAAUAGCAAUACAUAGUUUAUCACAAAGCAACAUUUGAAAGCUGUUACACUCAUCUUUUGCAGCUAUUGUAUAAUACAGUCAAUCAGAUCAAUCUAAAUUUACUGACUUUGAGGUAAAAUAGACUCUUUUUAGUGCAAACACACUCAGCUAUUUCAUGUGCUUUUUAGUUCUUCUUUGCGUGCCCACGGUAGACUUAACAUCUCCAUAAAACAUGCAAUGUCAUAAUAGCUGAACACAUUGGCACUUUUUAAUUGUAGUUUUAAAAAGACAAAGGUCAAAUCUAUUAAAAUUUGACUUUCAUCAGCAUUAGAUACAGCAUAACAGUAAAAGGAUUCAUUUAGCAGCAGUACUAACACAUCAGUGGGUAUUUGGGACCUGAAGAUUUGAAGUGAUUGUUAUAGGGCAGUUAAUGAGUGGGCCUGGUGCAUCUUAAUUUGAUGUUAUAAUUUUAGGUUCUUCUCUAACAUAACAGUCAUGUAGUAAUUCAUCAUGACUCUGUAUCUCUCAAGGGUUUAAAUAACUUUUGUUACUGUCCUAAAAAAGCAUUGUAAUUUGUUGCAUGUUGUUCUUGAUCAUCAUUGCUCAAUGUACAGCAAUUCAGUGUCAAAUCGUGCAUGUGUCUGAUCUAACUCUGUGCCACUAACUCAUUCCUGUGAACUGCUGUAGAUUUGUGAUUUAGCUGAGAGAGACGAUUGGCCUUAAUUUCACCUUUUGAGAAUGGCCAGCUCAGUGGCUGCAGUCGCUCGGCCACAUCGGAAAAUCAACAGACUCGGUAAGUAGUGGCAGCAGAUCUGAGGAAGUACUACAGUUAUCCACUGAGAGAGGGCAAAGGGAGAUGUGGUCAAAGGAGAAUCGUGGAAACUUAUUUUAGGUCAGCAUUUUAUUUCACAACAUCUUUGCUCAGGAAAACAUCUUUGCUCUCACGUUUAAAACUGAGAAUCACAAUCAGCUUUAUAUUCUUUACCAUUUCUUCAAGUUUUCAACAGGGACUUUAAAAAGUUGGCUCAAUUGUGAGAUAUUUUUGUCAUAUGCAACCCGAACUGCAAUCCAAAAAAGUAAAGAUUCCAAGUGAAAUGCUGAUUAAAACAGAAUCUGAUGGUUUUCUUAUCUGUUUACUUGAAAAUAGUGCAACCUGUCACAUAUCAAAACAGAAAAAUCCAUAGUUUUUAGAAAAAUAUGUAUGCUCAUUUUAGCUUUGAUGCCAGAAACCUUUUUCAUCCAAGCUGGAACAGACACAACAAAAUAAUGUGUAAUACUAAACACACCUAGAGGAACAUCUCCCAAAGAAUACGUAUUUUUUGUAGCAGUAAAGUAAUACAAGAAGGCACUCCAGAGAUCAAGUCUUUCUUAGGUAAAGGUGGGGACAGGUUUUUCACACUGUGAGUGAGUGAGUGAGUGAGUGAGUGAGUGAGUGAGUGAGUGAGUGAGUGAGUGAGUGAGUGAGUGAGUGAGUGAGUGAGUGAGUGAGUGAGUGAGUGAGUGAGUGAGUGAGUGAGUGAGUGAGUGAGUGAGUGAGUGAGGGAGGGAGGGAGGGAGGGAGGGAGGACAUUGUUCAAGAAUAAUGGGCUUGAGCAUACUAUUUCAAAGAAGUUGAGGAUUUCAUCAUCUAUGGUUCAUAUUUUUUAAUUCCCUUACCAGAGGGAUCAAUGUAGUUCUAUCUAAUCUAAUCUAAUCUAAUCUGAUGUAAUAUACUGUAAAUUUUCAGAGAAACUGGAGGGAUGUCUGUACAACAGGGACAAAGCUGGAGGCCAUCACUGGAUGGCUGAUUUGGGCUUCAGGCCCUCAGGUGGUGCUGUAGUAAAAUUUGACAUCACUCUGCAGUGGAAACCACUGCAUUGGCUCAAAAUAUACUGAAAACCAUCGUCUUUGAUCACAGGUUGUCACUGUAUCCCCAAACGUAGGUUAAAACUGUACCUGGCAAAGAGCGAACCUUGUUUAAGCACAAUCUAGAAACACAGGUAACUACUCUGGGCUCAAGCUCAUUGAAGAUGGAUGGGGGUGAAGUGGAAAACUAUUCCUUGGUCUGAGAAAUCAAAAUGUGACAUCAUACAGUAUACAAAUUUAAGAGCAACAUAUGCUGCCAUGUAAACAAUUUUUUUUUUCAGGAAUGUAUAUUUCAGUGAAACAGUGUUAAAUGACAUUUUGUACAUAUCACAACAGCAUGGCUUUGUAGUAGAGGAGGUCAGGCACUAAACUGGUGCAAAAUGUUUAAAGUUUUUUGUUAAAAGAAGUGGUUUCACAACACCAUUCUGAAGGCGUCCAUGUACAAAUUGCUUCGCAGCAUUUAAUUGUCAUCAAAUGGAAAAUCAGCACACAUAUUUUUUAUAAAGCUACAAUUAUUUGCGCUUUUUAGUGAUAUAUGGUGUCUGAGUAAUAAGCAAAUCAUCAAAUUCUGUUUUGAUAAAGACUUCACAGAGUGUCCAAACAUCUUUCAGGCUUUUUUAACCAAUUAUGGGGCAAACAUAUCUCAAAGUAAAGUUUUGUGAUCACAAAACAUAAAUGACUCACACACUUGAGCUCUCUUUGGUGAUUUGAAAACAAAAUAGGCAAAAUAGUGUCAAAUUACCCAUAAUACUGUGAGUGCUUAAAGAACAAAGUGUAUCUGAUGUAGGAUCAGCCACAAUGAGAUUAAAACUCCCUCAAUUGCACAAUAUGAAUUCAAGUCCCAGAAGUGACACAAUAUCAAUGUACAGAGUAGAUAAGAACAUCAUCUUUCACUGUGAUCAGUAUUGAAUUUGUUUAAAAUCAGCCUAAUAACAGCUGCUCACAUUUGUCUGAUCCUGUGUUCAGAAUUAAAAGCGUAAUAUUGGACUUCCACCAUGCUCUUUCUAGGUACUAUCUAUAAAAAGAGAUGGAUUGGCUUUGUCCCCCACAACUUUUAAGCUGAUGGAAAUUAUGCUAAUUUCAGCCAGAAUGUGAAUUUUUCAGUACCUGUGGUAUUGACCCAGGGUCGAACCUAUUAAAAUGCAAAUCUCAGCAAAGUGAAAAGUGUCUGAAAAUAGAGAAAAGUCUACAGAUAGGGGCUUCCCUCAAACUCCUGCUCUCUUGCUCUCUCUUUCUCGGCUCAAGGGGAGGAAAUAUUUUGAUGUGUGCCACAUUACUGUAUGAAUUUUUAGCUCCAGGCCUGAAUAUUGUUUUGUGUGCUGUGUCCUUUGUGAUGCGGUGAGGAGAAUGAUAUACUGGUGGCAUGUUCCUAUUCUUGGAAUUUUGACAGUUUUUAUUAUCUUAUUAUUUGACUGUCUUAUUGUUGCUUUAUAUGUUUUAUUGACACAAUCAAGUCACUCAUUUGUUAAAAAGCUGACUUUUGUCUGGAAAAAAGGAAAAAAAAAUAGAGUUGUUCCAGGAUGAAAAAAUGUGAAAACUUGACCCAUAUGAUUUCAGCCCAGCUUAGCCAGUGUUUAUGGAGAUGAAGAUACAUAUUUGUUUAAAGAAUUUUCAAAGGUAGAUGAACAACAUUAUAAAAUGUGGAUCAAGAUUUGCAACUGUAUUUCUUGUCAACCUAGGGUUAAAGAGAUGUGUUGUUUCUCAGGAUCCAUUUAUGAACCUCUGAAGCUGUCCAUACUCCAGCGUGAGGAUGAACCCUUGUGGGAGAAGCUGGACCGCUACUACAAUGCAGGUAAGCACACUUAUUCACUUUUUGGAUGAUUUUUUUAAUUCUCAUUUCUCAGAGUAAACAAAAAGACUGCACUUUUUAACGAGGACAAAAAUCAACCAACCCAAAACUGGAUGAAGAUGAACACAAAACACACCAACAAAUAACAAGAAUCACAGAGUUAACAAACAUAAUUUCAUAUCUUAUUAGCUUCCUUUUAUUUCUUUAUAGUUUAAUUUCUCUUUAAAGCUCCUGUGAGGACUUGCUGACAUUUAUGAACAGACUGAAAGUCAUAUCGAUGUCUUUUUUUAUGAAACCAAAGCAAAUAGGACUGACAAUUUUUAUUCUGUUAUUUUUGAUAACUAAAACCGGCGCAGGGGGGUGGUCGUUAAGACGCAGCCCCGCCUUUUUUUACAACAUAUGUACAAUCUUUACAAUAGAUGACUCUUUUUUUCUUAUCAGAAGAUGCUCUCAGCAUGUGGAGGACUGGAUGAGCAAAAUGUACUUUGUCUGCGGGGGGGGCAAAAAUGACCUAAAGCAAAAUUUCGUUCUGUUUGAUACAGGUCAAAAAAGUUCUCACAGGAGGUUUAACAAUUAGAAGCAUUUAAUGGAAAGAGAGAUACGUCGAUAAAUACAAGCUGGUGAAUUAGACUGGUGUUCAUCUAUGAAACCCCUGAUAACCAUCGCUCCAUUUAAUAAAAAAAAAAAACGGAAUUCUUUUGCAUCCUUAGGUCUGUCAAUGGCUCAAAAUUUCAAGCAAUUCCAUUGAAUGUAUACCCCACAUUUAGUGGUUCUAUUGCUUUUACAGUAUAUUUUGUGCCAUAUUUUAGCAUCAUUGUCAACCUUUAAUUAAGCCUCAAACAUUACUGAGGUUGCUCUCAUUAACAAGCUCCAGAAAUACAAUUAAAAUAUACCCCAAAGAACCAGAAUUGUACAAGAGAAACAGGAGUGUAAAUAAUUCCACAUAUUUGUGGUGCAGAAAGGCAGAUUUUUGGACUUCAGAGGAAACGUGGUACUUAAAAUAUCAGAUGGUUAAUAAACCCGGAUUGAAAGUGUUCCGUUGUCUAGUACAGCACUGAUGUGAUAUACAGUUUAAAAGUCUCAUAUACGUUGUUACCUCUAUAUUGUUCUGCUGUCAAAAUGAUGCAAGGUUAAGGCUUUGGCGUAAACUUCUAAGCCACAUGUUAAGGCUGAUUAUGCCUUAAUAUUCAUCUAUCUGACAAACAGAAUUAGAGUUGAAAAUCCGUCUAAGUCCUGAAAAUGUUUCCAGUCAUGAAAUCAGAAACAGUUUAUUUCUCCCUCUUCACUUCGACCAAUUUAAUGGUUAACUUUGAAGUUAUCUCAGAGUUGUCCAUAUCAAAGUUCCCUUUAAAAUUGAUAUUGAUUCACCAAGAAAGUCCUUCAAUUUGCUGCUACAUUUCUGACCAGUAAAUUAAGUGAAAUGUUGCUUUAAAGGGGACCUGCCAUCAAAAUUUCAUACCCAUUUCAAUCAUUUUUUCAAAAUCCUUGAUGUCCUCUGAUCAUGUUUGCAACAUAAUUUUAGCUGAAAAGUUAUUUGAUGGUUUGUUUGAAACCAUUUUAGUAUGCCUAAAAAACUUUACAGGAAAACUAACUGAUUUUGGCUCAUUAACAUUUAUGGUAAUGAGCUCUGCUCUGAUUGGAUCGCUGCUGUGAAGCCUGCUGUGCUCUGAUUGGCUCAGCAGUGGAGGUUCUGAUUUCGGUUUAUCCAUUUUGCUAAUGUGUGCUAAAGUAAGGUGACCAAAUGUCUGUAAUGAAAUCUGAGGAGAUUCGGCGCAGCGGCGGGGGGAUGCAGGGGCUGCAUGAUCACAGACAACAUCUCGGUACUAUUUAAUAGCAGCGCAUGCCCCUUGUAAUAACCCCUGUAAGAACUGUUGUUCAGGACUGCUUACUUGAGCUUCCUACCCAUUCGGCUACUGUAAUAACCGUCGAUCUAGCCCACACGCAACAUUUUUGCUCUCAUUCAUAAAACGCUUAAAUUGGGGACAUUUUCGGGGACAGCUUUUGCCGGGGACAGGUCAUCCAAUUCGGGGACUGUCCCCGGAAAUCGCGACGUCUGGUCACCUUAUGCUAAAGGCUAAAAAUGGCAGGUGGUAAACCAUAUAUCUUUGACCCCGAGUCCGAGUCCAAAGAGGUGGUGGAAGUUGAAGAAGAAUACGGAGAGCGAAAGAACUAAUUUCGGUGCUCCAUUUUCUCAUUCAUUCUGCCCAGCUUUAAGUUCAUUUUCCCGGCAGUGAACCCAAGGAAACACCGGUCGUUUGGAAGAGACCUAUAGCGGAUACAGUGGUAGCUGGGUCUCGCUCUGGCUGGAGAGUGAUGAUGACUGUGACUGGGUACGAGAACGAGAGAGUGGGUGCGGCUCACCGAGGACACGCUCGUGAAUAAUAAUCAGCAGGGUCAGCUUGAUGUCUGAAGGACCUGCUUUUUCAACUGGCCUGGUUUACCCGUUUCUUUAUUUUAAAAUUUUAGAGGAUGCAAACGACGUAAUGGUUUAUUUUCACAUUUACAACAUAAGACAAACAUAAUAUGGACUUAAUCUGACACACAAAAAUGCAAAAAAUACAUUUUUGGUGGCAGGUCCCCUUUAAGUUUUAGAAAUAUAUAAGAAAAGCUUUCAAAUGCAGACUUGAGCAUUUUUGACAUGAAAAUAUCUUUUUCUUCAGUGUUUUUGACUUUAUUGAGCAAUUACAUUGCCUAAGUGAAAGGCAAGAUCAUAUUACUUUAAACGCUGCAGAUUGAAUGUUUUCUAAGCUAUACGUGUCUCAUACAACAUCACCUUGCACCUUGCAUAUCGAAUUUCCUUGUUUAUGAAACAGAUGUGACUAAGCACAAAGAGAAAGAACUACACUGCUGUUGAAGCUACACUGUUGAAUUUCACAGCAAGUCCGGCAAAUGGUUUGGGGUGGCAUCUGUGCCAAGAGAAGCCUGUGCUUGUUGCACCCCUGCCUACAAGUUUUUGAUCUCACUUUUCUCAAUGAGUGGAUUUAUGAAUGAAGCCAUGGCUACAUUUACAAAAGAUUUUCAUAAUUCAGCGUUUUACACCUCCUUGAAGUCACCAAGGCAGGACACAAGCUACCAAUGAUUUAUGAACCAAUUCUUCAGUCCCAUCCAGGUGAUGAUUCUUGUCUGUGUAAUCAGGAAAGGAGACUGCAGGAGAGAUGAAUAGACAUCAGUGCUGAUUAUUUAAGCCCCCCGCAGCUGUGACUUUACUGCUGUGCAAACCAGAGCUGCUCCCAGAACACACAAAGGCCAGAACACACAUGUGACCACUACAAGGCUCAGACAUGAAGGACCAUUGGAUAAGUUUUAAACAAUGAGAGGCCAGCUUUCCAUAAAAAUUGUGAUUUUAUUCAGGAGACCCAUGGUUGAUGAGAAAUAUUGCUGCCAUGAAUGUGAUCCCUGUGGGUAACAUGAGGUGUGUCAGCUAUUGCUUUCUGAAGAAAAAAAUCGAAUUGUGUUUUCUUUAACAAUCAAAGAACUCACUGGGACCCUCUGCCAUGAAAAACACUAAAAAGUUUUAAGAAUUGGCAGCAUGCUGUCAACCACCAAUCCGCAGGAACCUUACAGGUAUUUAAUAUGAAAUAAUUUGAAGAGGUAGUGAGUAAUGAGCAUAGCACCCCUUACAAACAGCCACUAUUUGCCCACCUGUUAGUCAAUUGAAUGCGCCUUCAGUCAUGCCAGAUCAUGCUAAACUCUUGGUUUCUCUCUUCUGCAGUGAAAAGGAGUGACUUAUAUUGAUGUGAGAUGAUCGUGUUGAUGGCUGCUGUAUUUGUGUGCCAGGGAUUUAUUCCCACAUGUUGCGCUUGUGAGUCAAUCCUCCCCCUCCUGCCAGUACAGGAGUCAUUUUUUUACUGUCUUCUUCUCAGACAAAAGUGGAAGCCACUCCUUCACAUGUAUUUCAAAAUUUUGUGAAUACAGGCCAGUCUGUUUUUUUUAUUUGCCAUUUUUUACCUCAUUAUACAUAUUUUGGCUGAUGACUUCAUCUGCUGGUAAACUAAUUGCAGGUAAAUGGCAUCUGGUCAGUGCUGGCUCACAAAACCCCUGGAUGCUGGCCGCUGGAGAGACUGCAGUUUUUUGCAUUGACUAAAUUGCACCUUGAUCCACAUCAGAUAUUUCAUCCACACUUUGUAAGACUUGCUGAGAAAAGCUGGCUGUUAGAAAAAAAGGAAGUAUGUCAUCACAGUGAGCCAAAACACAGUGAUAGAACAGCUAUUCAUCUCAAAGUACAGUACAUCGAAGUUGUACCUGUGUAUUUUGGGAGUUUGUGGGUGCAAAGUGCAGCACAGUGGCUCAGUGCAUGCUGCAGAGUGCGUAUCCAUCUUUUGUGUUUGUUUUGUCUCGUGAUGACAAACUGGAUUCACCCUUUUUCAGUAAAAUCAAUACAAGGCGAGCGGCAGAGGGGAUAGGCCAAAUACAGCACCUCUUCUGAGAAGAUAUAGUCGGCUUUACUGUGCAGCAGGAAGGAUCAUGUGUUGCCUCUGGCUGUGUGUGUGGCUGUUGGAUACUGGUAAUACAGCUCAGGAUGGUUUCCCUGAGGAUCAGAGCUGAUUCUGCCACUGAGGACACAGGCUUGGCUUUUCUGGGUUACUCUUGUUGUAGAAACAGAAAUGUGGUGUUUGGUGCAGCAGACAAAUCCUGGCAUGUUCUCUAGAGGAUCUCUUUACUUUAUGUGCAUUAAAUGUCCUUUUUCAGACAAAUAAUGUGUUGUACAUCUUUGAUCGCUCACGUCCACAUUUGCCCACAGUUGUGUCAUUAAGUAAGUGUAGAAACCAUUGACUGUAUAUAGAAUAGACAGCAUCAGCCUCCUCAAUGGGUGAAGCCACUCCUAGAACAGCACACUCUGGCGACAGGCUGCAAUACAGGUCAUAAAUCCCACCUCUGCCGGCAAGGCUUAUGGGGCUGUGGACAAACUUUACAAAUGUAUUACACAGAACAUAAAUUUUUUCCCCCUGCUUGCGAUGUUGACAUGUAGUUACUGUAAGACUGGUUUGUGCUCAAGUCGUCUUUUUCUGUGCAGCUCCAUUUUUAAAAGUUAUGAGGGAGUUCAUGUUUUCUAUGAUUGACACCUGAUAAAGCGUAUGGGCAUACAAGGAUUGCGUAGCUCACCUGGGGGAUACGCUGUUUGAGCUGAGCGUCAUCACAGCAACUCUUGGUGACUCUCCAGCCGAAUGCGUACAAUGCUGCUGCCCAAUGGUGAUGUGUAUACAACGCUACUGUGCAAUGUUGGUUUCAGGAAAUGGAGAAUAAAUUGCAGAAUUACAGAGAGCUUUUUGGCUUCAAAUCUGUGUGUUGGCAUAAGGCGGAACCAAAUUGUCCACAGUCUAUGGUAGAAACGUACAAAUGCUUACAUCAGGGGUGUCAAAGUCAAAUGGACGGAGGGCCAAAUAAAAAAUUUAGCUACAAGCCGAGGGCCGGACUGAUAGAAUGUUCAUUGAAAAUUUUUUAAAUGACGCAUAUAGUCUAGUGAACCUAACUGAACCUACUGAAAACCUAACAAAUAUAUUCCAAUAUGAUCAGAUAAAUAAAGCAAUAUUUUCUUAUGGCUCUGUCAGUAAUCUUUAAUUUUCAACAGACACAAAAGACAAAUUUCCUUUAUAUAAAAAUCCCCAUAACAUGAACAUUAAAUGAAAGAAACCGGUAUUAUUCAAGGCACCAUCAGUAGCCUAUAUUUUCUAUUUUAGCAAAAGUGGGCUAAAUUUACUUCAAAGAAAAAAAAAAUAAUAGCAAUUUUCUAUCAUCCACUCAACUGAAAUAUUUUUAAAAUAUGAUUGGAUUGAAAUACAAUAAAAACGUGUUUCGUUUCAUAAUGUCGUCUCAGAUUAUACUCUUUCAGUACCGCCACACUUUCUCCACACAGAAGACACACAGGUUUUCCAGCUACCUCCGUGAACAUAUACUCCGACUCCCACCUUGUUUGAAACCCCCGGUUCUCAGUGUCCACCUUCCGUUUUGCCAUUUUUGAUGGGUAUCUGAAAGUUAAUUUUACUGUUAUGCUGACGACUGCUGUGCUAAUAAAUAUCGAAAUGAAGCAGCCUACUGCUCGGUGCGUCACCGUUGCAUUGUGGGAAAUGUAGUAUUGGUGCGUCUAAAAGAUCUGCGGGCUGCCGGCUUGCUGCGGUCUGCGGGCCGGUUCUAAUAAUAAAUCAAGAUCAUCCCAGGGGCCGUAAAAAACCUUCUCGCGGGCCGGUUGUGGCCCGCGGGCCUUGACUCUGACAUAUGUGGCUUACAUUAUCAUUAUUAGUAUCCUGCUGCACUGUCAGAGAGACCCAUCACAAAUUCCAUGCCUGGUUGGAGAUUGACAGUGACAUUUACUGGAUCAGAGAACAUCGAAAAUCAUGUCCUUCUUCGUGCACUGACCUUGCACUAAAAUGACUCAAAAUGUCAUUUUUCCAGCUGCAAUUUGGGUGAGUGUUGCAAAAACUGCCUCCAAACUCAGCUCCAGGGUGCUGCAGCACUUAGUAGUGGAGGCAUGUAGUUGUGGAUGGCCUUUAGCUACAGUCAGAUGUGAGACGACUAAAAGUCAGUGCUGCGCUGAGGUCUGACAGCAGGCUGAAUUUGCUUUGAUAAUCACACAUUAACUCAGAAGAGUCUCCAUCAGUCGAAGUUGCGGUGACAUAUUGAACGGCCUGACUUGUUUAGCAGUUUUUGCAACACUCACCCAAAUUGCAUCAAUGACUGUGAUCAGAAAAAGAGUAAAUCUAAAGAGCUGCUUCAUCAUCUCCCGUUAACUGAAUACAAACAGAGUCCAACCCAUCACAGAGGAGCUACAAAACAAGUAGAAGUGAAUCACAGCGAAAAGUCAUGUGGUGUGGAGGCACUUCUGCUCAAUGGAGGCAGAAAAUUCCUGACUUGUUAACCUAGAAAUAAUGAAACUUGCAAAAAGAGACGCAAAGAACGGUAGGUCAGAUUCAAUUUCUUUACUGAAGGGUGCAUCUUUUCAUCAUAAUGGUAUAACCCUCUGUAUUAUAACUGUAAAAAGUGUCCUCUGAAGGACAUUUCUACUAUUUUUACCAAAGAUAAAAAUCAAGACACUCAAAACCUACAGUAACGACUUUUUAGUUGAGUAUUUACUACACCAAGGUUGAUGCUGAUGUCGCUUUAUGUGUUAGGAAUCGAACAAAGGCCAGGACCAAAAAAUGCAGAGGCAAAUGCCCAAAUUUAUUGACAAUAAACAAUAGAACAAAGUGAGCAACAGAAAAUCGCUGUUUCCGGGAAAGGCACGGUCAGCUCGGACUGCCACUAAAAAACACAAAACCAGGGUUAGAAGAUAGUCACAGCAGCAAGGCAAAAUAGCUGGUGAAAAAACAAAGUUCAAAUGAUAGUGCCACGUGGGGCAAGUAACAACGAAGGAUGUAAAAAGACAAAGUGCAACAGAAAUAGUAAACCAAAAAAAUCUUCUCAACUGGAGGAAAAAACACAAACACAAAAUCACCUUUGAUCAAGGGAAAAACUCUCUGGGAAGUAACAAAAGAACUCACAAACGAACACUGAGAGGCAGGCUGGAUACACGGGUGGGAGAUCAGGGAGCUCGGUGUGGCAAGACAUGUGUUGCAUGACUGAGAAAUCAUCCGGCACUGAGUCGACAGAGGAGCUGGCAUAUAAAGCCAGGUAAUUGACACCAACGAGAAUCAGGUGUGUGCAGUCAGCCCGGGCCAGCCCUGCCUCCCGCCGUGCCUCCAGCGCUGCAGAGAGAGAGAGAGUGAGAACACACACAGAGGAGUAGAACACAAGAACCCCAACUGCUGCAUAACUCAAAGCCCUCACAGUACCCUCCCCUCAAGGAAUGCCUCUUAGCGUUCUACCUGGUUUACCUGGGUGGGCGGCAUAGAAGUCUCGCAGCAGCUGUGAGUCGAGGAUGAGGGAACGCAAGAUCCAUGAGCACUCCUCAGGACCAUACCCCUCCCAGUCAACCAAGUAUUGAAACCCCCGGCCUUUCUUGCAGACAUCCAGAAUCCUGUUCACUGUGUAGGCGGAGUGGUAGUCGAUGAGGCGAGGAGGAGGAGGUGGUGGUGCUGGGGGCUGGAGGGGGCUGUUGAUGAUCUUCUGAAUGACGAAGGGACCAAUGUAGCGCGGGGCCAGCUUCCGGGAUUCCGUCUGGAGGGGAAGAUCACUUGAGGAGAGCCAGACUUGCUGCCCUGCUUGGUAGGCGGGAGCCGGGGUGCGAUGGCGGUCUGCUAGCCUGCGGUUGCAUUCCGUGGUACAGCUCAGCCCCGCUUGCGCCUCCCGCCAGACCCACCUAAUCCUCUGGAACUGUGUCUGUAUUGAGGGGACUGCAGCAUCCGAUUCCUGGUUCGGGAACAGGGGGGGUUGGAAACCACAGUUAAUCAUGAAAGGGGACAUCCCUGUUGCGGAACUGACCGGGCUGUUGUGGGCAUACUCCACCCAGGGAAGAUGUGUAGACCACGCAACGGGUAGGCGAGAGGCGAUGCAGCGCAAGGCGGACUCCAAGUCCUGUUUCGCCCGCUCAGUCUGGCCGUUCGACUGCGGGUGGUAGCCAGAAGAGAGGCUGGCCGUAGCCCCCAGGCCCCUACAGAAAGCCUUCCAAACCUGGGAGGUGAACUGGGGCCCCCGGUCUGACACUAUGUCCGUGGGAAUUCCGUGAGGUCUCAACACAUUUAGGAUGAGCAGUGGGACGAAAUGAACCGCCUUGGAGAAGCGAUCCAGGAUGGUGAGUAUGAUAUCGUUGCCUUCAGAGGGAGGGAGACCAGUGGCGAAGUCCACAGCGAUGUGAGACCAGGGGUGUGAGGGUACAGGGAGAGGAUGCAGGAGCCUGGUAGGGGCCUGGUGAGAGGAUUUGCUGCGGGCACAGACCGAGCAGGUGGCAAUGAAGGUGCGAAUGUCCGCUGUCAUCGAAGGCCACCAGAAGUGUUGUUGCACCAGCAUAAGAGUCUGCCGAACCCCGGGAUGGCAGGCGAGCUGGGAGGCGUGCCCCCACAGGAGCACCACGGAUCUGGCCGCAGGCGGGAUGAACAGCUGCCCCUCAGGUACGUGUUUGGUGUUCGGGAGCGAGGUGCGAGCUGGCGUCAGGCGAGGAGGCGUAGUCUCCGGGGCUGCAGACACUGGAAGCUGGUGAACGGCGAGUCUGAUCCACUCUCCUCUCCCUCCGUCUCUCUCUGAGUCUGUUGUCUAUGUGAAUGCUCAACUCUAUUAGCUCGUUUAGGGAGGAGCUCUCCUCCCGCACUGCCAACUCAUCUUUUAAUUCUCCCGUUAACCCUUUGCGGAAUAUGGCUCGGAGAGCGGUGUCCCCAAACCCACUGCUGGCCGCCAGAAUACAGAAGUUUAUGGCGUACUGGGAGUCUGGUAAACUGCCCUGCCGUAGGUCUAAUAGCUGACCCGUAGCUUCUCUACCCUUUAUCGGGUGAUCAAAGAUUCGUUUCAUUUUCCUCGUGAAUUGGGCGAAUGGCCUACAAAAGCUUACAAGGCCAUUGUUAAGAUAAAUAAUUUUCCCAUAACUAUUUACCUGUCAGGCAGGUAAAUAAUUCCAUAGCUAAGAUUCACAGUGGGGGUUAGGUUUGAUGGUUAACAAAGGCAGUAAGAGGAGUUUUCAUCAGAAAACACUGCUUAUACGUGUGAUGUACUCAGGCUGUUUGAGUGGCCAGGGGAAUCAAAUGUAUGGAAUCAGUGUACAGAGAGUUGUUAUUAAUGAAGAUCUUUCUGUAGCAGCCUUUUGAAAACCAGUCUGAUGUGAUCAUACGAUUAUUGCACAACAGGCCUUGCUCAAUCUUGUCAAAAAUAAUGGUUGCCUCACACAGACACAUACAGACACACAAACACACACACGCACACACACAAGUACACAUUAUGGCAACCCUGGACAGCAGGUAGUUUGGAGACUACACAACUGGGGCACUUUUUCAAACUGACACUGAAUUUUUGUGCAACAUUGAGUGGUGUAAAUUUGUAAGAAACACGACAAACUAUUAAACAUAAUUGUCAAACAAAGAAUACUAGUAGGGCUUUCAGAUGGCACAACUUUGAUAUUCUGUAUACUGGAAGUACACCCAUUAUAUACUAUUAUUAGGUCAUGUUAUCCAGCAGUAGGGCUUUGUCAUAUUUUGCUCAUUAAAAGAGCAAAUACUUAAGUGUUCUUUCAUGUAAAGGGUUUUGGAGCGGCAUUUUAUGAUGCCUUAUGUAGGUAAGUUACACCCAAGAGGACACUUGUGUUGUUUUUUUUUUUUAGACAUGGCAAAGAUGAUGAUGAAGUACUCAGUAUCUCAUAGAUGAUGGAAUAUCAAGUAGCAGACAAAUAUUGAUCAAUACUAAAGUAGUCACAAGAUAGUGACCCGGGGGUUAGAGAACUAAAGACAUUUGAAUCAGAAUCAAGCUGCUCCAUAAAUUUAGAGUCACUACGUAGGCUCAGGUUAAUAGGAUCAAAAUGCAUAUGAUUUGAGGCAAUUUUUAACCCAAUCUUACAUUUAAUAUUCCCAACCAAGUCAUCAUCAUCAAUAUCAUGAUAUGGGAAUAUGGAGAGACACUCAGAACAAGUCCAAGAGCUCCAUUCAUUCAUUUCACAUUCAUUAAUAGGUGUGCAUCUCAGAUGGUAACACUUUGUACAGCAAGUACAACAAACAGUUGGAUUAGAAAGGAUGUCAUGGCAGUGAUGACAGUCCAUCAAAGGGUAUAGGAAGGAUCAUGUUAUACCAAUAUACUGAGAAAAAUAUUGAGAUACAUAAUGAAUGUGAAAACUGUGUGUGUGUGUGUGUGUGUGUGUGUGUGUGUGUGUGUGUGUGUGUGUGUGCGUGCGUGCAUGUGUGCAUGUGUGUGUGCAUGCUCGUGCGUGCUAUACAUAGUACAUGAUGUGUGAUUAAAAAUUGGACAGUUUUAGCAGUUCACCUAGACCUUGGUGCAGGUUUCUGUGAUGGUGGGUGGACAAUGAGUUUAUCAUACCGCAGAUAGGCAAUGUCCCCCUUCUCCCUGGCAGCCCUCAUGGCUGGAAGAAGUUAUUUUCUCUUCUGUCGAACGGCUUCAGGAAAAUCUUCAUUUAUGUAGAUGUUCGUGCCUUUUAGGGCUUUGGCUUUGCUGAGAACCUCUUGUUUGUCCUUGUAGCAUAGAAACUUGACAACAAUGGGCCGGGGUCUGGUGCUGGUUGCCGAGGGUUUUCCAGUCCCGUGGGCCCGCUCCACCUCAAUUUUGCGAUGGUCCAACUGUAGCUUCUCAGAAAGCAGCUUCUUCACUUUGUCCUCAGAAUCAGACCAUUUCUCACCCUCCAACUCUUUAAUGCCAUCAAUAAUGACAUUAUUUCUCCUGGAUUGUCCUUCCAUAUAGUGAAGUUUAUCAUUUAGUGGGAUAAGGCUUUUGCUGACUGAUACCACACCAUUCUCGGUUUCUUUGCAGGUAUUUCCCCAGGUCUUGCAGUGGUCCUUAAAAUCUUCUCAGAAGUUCUUUUUGAGUGAAUUCCAGACUAGCCUUGAGAGCAUGGACUUCUCUCAUCAGCUCCCCAACUUUUUUGUUUGAGGAGUCAACCAGGAUUUCCACACAGGAUUUGAAAAUUUUCUCCUGUUGCUCUAAAAGAGCUUUAUAAAAGUUCUUUUGGUGCUCAAGCAGUUCACGCACCUGGGCCAUGGAAACAGCAUCCUCAGAGUUCUUGUGGUUUUUCUUAGUCUGAGGCAUGACCGUUGUCAGUUUGUCCAGGUAGCAAACAAAGCCAGCUCACGUGCUAGUAGCAGCUGAGGCUCUGUAGGCCUCUGUGGGCCAAUGUAGGCCUCUGUAGGCUGUCGCAGCAGAGAAGUAUGCUGAAGUAGAUCCACCAAAAAUCAUAUGUCACAAAAACCAUCCACGAUUUUUGACUACCUGUCCACUUAGAUUGACUUUAGAGUGUCAAGUAGCACUUAAAAUUAAAAUCUUUGAGAGCUUUGGAGGUGGUUAAUUUGAUUCACAUAUCAUCAAGCUUCUAAGAGAUGUGAUCUAGCCUCCAAUGGCACUGUUUAAGAAUUGUUCAUUACUUACCUGAAAGCUACAUCUGCACAAGUAACAAAAUAUUUUUAGUUAAGUGUUUUAUUGUUCUCAUUUCCCACCAAUGUUGAAACACAGAUACACAAAGCAAGAAGUCAUUAGUUUCUUCCAAAAAAUAUUGCACUUUUUUCCGCUGUAUCUCCAAUUCCCAGAUACAGGUUAUUUAUAGCUGCCUUUAUAUCCCUUGGAAACUCUCUCAUACUGACUGAUGUUCAUAAUAUCAAAGUGACAGUGUCUAUAAAAAAGAAACAAGUCUUCAGCUGGUGUACAGACUUUGGACAGAGGAGAGGAGGAAAACAGCAUUUAUUGAGACAAAAGGGAUAAAUCCUAGCUGCAGGUGAGGAUUCAGCUCAGGCGCUGGAUUUACUUAAGACGUAAUAAACUGCAGAGUUUGCCAGCAGAGUUCUGUUAACAUAAGUGUGUGUCUUGUUGUUUUAUUCUGCAGUUUAAACAGAGCAAAGCGGAGGGUUGAUGCCUUUUCCCCAGGUGUGGAUUUAGGGUUGUAAAAGCACCCUGUGUGUGUUUGGACUUCAUGUUUUCUCACUCGAACACGCUUUUGGCAGAUGUGACAUAGCCCAGUGGUCCGCCCUGAUGAAGACAAGGCAACUUGUGUGUUUGUGUGUUUUCAUUACAGGACGUUUAUCAGGCUGCGUGUGUGUGUACAUGUGUGUGUGUGUGUGUGUGUGUGUGUGUGUGUUUGUGUGUGUGUGUGUGUGUUUUACAAAAUGUCUGAAAAGGAUAAAUAGAGCUCAGUGUGCAACAGGUGUAGCUCUCAGUUGGAGCUGAUUUGCUGCUAUCAGCGGGUGCAGCGUAGCCUCCAGCAUCAGCGGCGCAGAAACCCCACAGAUUUAGAAAAAAGCACCACCAGAUUGCAGUAUGCAGCGGGUAUGCAGCAUUACACAUCGGGCUUGUUUAAUUGUUGUGUUGGGUGGUGCCUGCAAGCGAUUGUCCAAUUCUAGUGAGGGAACAAAGCCAACAUUGUUAUCGCCGGCACCCAGACCUGCCUGCCAAUAUACCUGCUUUCCUGCAGACUGAAGGAGGGAGAAGGGGGGAAGGGGGUGAGGUUUGGGGUGACAAUGACAAAUCAAACUUGUUCCAUUUUCCCUCCUUUCUCUUUGUUUGCUCUUUUGUUGCAAAGCUGCCCCCAACAGGCUUAAACUCAUGAUGCUGCUGCGAUAGGAGGACUUGUUUUCUGUUAUCAAGAAAAAAACACAAGGGGAACAUUUACCUCCAUCUCUCAUCACUCCAUCAUCUCUCUCUCUCCUUUUCUCUCCUUUCCCUUACAUCUUUAUGGUUCCUUAUUUUUGUGGCAAUGUGGCCACACUCCAUUGACUCAGCUGGCUUCCUGAUAAUACUGCAAGGCAGAAGGCGGGAUCAUGCUGCCGUCUGGCUCAUACAGAUUAAGAAAUGAAACUUUUUUUUUUUUUCUUCCUGUUCAUCAUUAGGGAUUUGUUGCAGAAACAAAGUGAUUUUUGCACUUUCUCAUUAACUUUGCUCUAAACUUUUGCAACUCUACUCUGCCCACCUACUCUUACUUUCUUACUUCCCCUCUAAGGUUCUCAAAAUUUUCAGUACUUUGAGGCUUUUCAAUACCUACUUCUUUGAAAUGACAGAAUAUCUAUAUAUAUAUAUGUUCACUACAGGCUAAAAGUUUGGAAGCAAGGCCAUUACAAGCCGAACAGUUGGGAGUAACUUCAAGUUUUUUUUCACAAUGCUUUUUUUUUAAAUCCAGCACAAGUUUUAUGUAUUUUGGGAUGUAUUUACUCCAUGAUCAGAAGUUGCUUUCAUGGAAAUGCACCAUUUUACUUCAUUUACCUUUAGAAAUACAUUGAUGUUAACAGACCAUUGCUAAAUAUAUGUCAGCAAAAGAAAGUAAGGGCUUAGUUUUAGGGUUGAAAACAGUUGCAAGAGUCACAACUUCAGUUCAAAAGCAAAAAAAACAAAUCACAGUUGGAUUAGUCACUUCAACUUUUUGGCUUUUGAGAGCCUGCGUACAAAAAUCCUAGUAAAUCUCAACUGCGUUCAAACUACCACAAAAUGGCAAGAAAGAAGCAACUAAGUAAAGAAACAAAAGUACAGAUUUGUACAUUGAGGAAAGAAGGAUACACAGAAAGAGAAAUUGCAAAACGCCUAAAGGUGUUUAACAAAGGAGUCCACUACACUCUGAAGAGACUAGAGGAAGCUGGAAGUUAUGAUGAUAGAAAAAGGCCUAGAUGAAAGAGAGUUACAACAAAAGCAGAGGAUAAACAUAUCAUUGUCAUCAGUAAUAGAGAUCGGCAAAAGACAGCACCAAAAAUAAGGAAGGAAAUCAACAUGACAAGGUUGAAACCCAUAUCUCUGACAACCGUGAAAUGACGUUUGAGAAAGGCUGGUCUGAAGGGUUGUGUGUCUGCAAAAAAAAACACUACUUCGUCCACAGAACAAGAAAAAGAGAUAUGAGUGGGCAAAAGCUCACAAAAAUUGGACUUAUGAUGACUAGAAACAAGUUUGCACUGUUUGGGUCAAAAUGCAGAGUCUACGUUUCUGUCAGUCUGCCCCAGGGCAACUGUGACUACUAAGGAAGUUUACCACCACCAAAGUGUGACUGUGUGAGUGAAUGAAUGAUGUAUCCAAUGUAAAGCGCUUUGAGGGUCUCUGAUAAAGCGCUAUAAAAAUCUGAUGCAUUAUUAUUAUUAUUAUUAUUAUUAUGUCUGCUGACAAACUGGUGAACGUCUGAAAGCACCAUGUGUUACACCCACAAUUCAGCAUGGAGGUGGUAGUUUCAUGGUAUGGGAAUGUUUUGCAGGUGAUGGAGUAGAAGAUUUGUUUGAAGUAAAGGGUAUCAUGAAGAAGGAACAGUACCACUCCAUCCUCCAGCACCAUGCUGUCCCAUCUGGACUCAGACUUGUGGCUCAUAAGUUUGUUUUGCAGCAAGACAAUGACCCUAAGCACUCUGCCAAGCUCUGUCAGGGUUACCUAGACAAAAAAGAAGAGGACUGUGAUCUUCAAAAGAUGGGUUGGCCCCCUCUGUCUCCAGUUUCUCCAAUUGAGCUUGUGCAGGAUGAAUUGGAUCGAUUGGUCCCACAAAUCAGCAGUCUCUUUUUAAUGAACUUAAGAAAGCUUGGAAUGCAGUCCCUGGAACAUACCUUAAAAAACUUGUGGAACGAAUGUCUGGUAUAUGCCAAGCUGUUGUUAAAGCCAGAGGAAGUUACUUUAAAGAAAACAAAGUCUAAGCAACAAUAACUCAAAUACCUAAUAAUUAUAGUCAAAAUGUCUUCUGAUAAGUUACUCUUUACACAAUAGUCAUGUUUAUUGUGUUGCAAAUUAUAUAUAUGAAACUAUGAUCUUUUUUUGUACAAAUCUGAUCUUGCUUCCAAACUUUUGGCCUGUAGUAUACAUAUAUACACUCACCGGCCACUUUAUUAGGUACACCUGUCCAACUGCUCGUUAACACUUAAUUUCUAAUCAGCCAAUCACAUGGCGGCAACUUAGUGCAUUUAGGCAUGUAGACAUGGUCAAGACAAAUCUCCUGCAGUUCAAACCGAGCAUCAGUAUGGGGAAGAAAGGUGAUUUGAGUGAGUUUGAACGUGGCAUGGUUGUUGGUGCCAGAAGGGCUAGUCUGAGUAUUUCAGAAACUGCUGAUCUACUGGGAUUUUCAUGCACAACCAUCUCUAGGGUUUACAGAGAAUGGUCCGAAAAAGAAAAAAUAUCCAGUGAGCGGCAGUUCUGUGGGCGGAAAUGCCUUGUUGAUGCCAGAGGUCAGAGGAGAAUGGCCAGACUGGUUCGAGCUGAUAGAAAGGCAACAGUGACUCAAAUAACCACCCGUUACAACCAAGGUAGGCAGAAGAGCAUCUCUGAACGCACAGUACGUCGAACUUUGAGGCAGAUGGGCUACAGCAGCAGAAGACCACACCGGGUGCCACUCCUUUCAGCUAAGAACAGGAAACUGAGGCUACAAUUUGCACAAGCUCAUCGAAAUUGGACAAUAGAAGAUUGGAAAAACGUUGCCUGGUCUGAUGAGUCUCGAUUUCUGCUGCGACAUUCGGAUGGUAGGGUCAGAAUUUGGCGUCAACAACAUGAAAGCAUGGAUCCAUCCUGCCUUGUAUCAACGGUUCAGGCUGGUGGUGGUGGUGUCAUGGGGUGGGGAAUAUUUUCUUGGCACUCUUUGGGCCCCUUGGUACCAAUUGAGCAUCGUUGCAACGCCACAGCCUACCUGAGUAUUGUUGCUGACCAUGUCCAUCCCUUUAUGACCACAAUGUACCCAACUUCUGAUGGCUACUUUCAGCAGGAUAAUGCGCCAUGUCAUAAAGCUGGAAUCAUCUCAGACUGGUUUCUUGAACAUGACAAUGAGUUCACUGUACUCAAAUGGCCUCCACAGUCACCAGAUCUCAAUCCAAUAGAGCAUCUUUGGGAUGUGGUGGAACGGGAGAUUCGCAUCAUGGAUGUGCAGCCGACAAAUCUGCGGCAACUGUGUGAUGCCAUCAUGUCAAUAUGGACCAAGCUCUCUGAGGAAUGCUUCCAGCACCUUGUUGAAUCUAUGCCACGAAGAAUUGAGGCAGUUCUGAAGGCAAAAGGGGGUCCAACCCGUUACUAGCAUGGUGUACCUAAUAAAGUGGCCGGUGAGUGUAUAUAUAUAUAUAUAUAUAUGUAUAUAUAUAUAUAUAUACAUAUGUGUGUGUGUGUGUGUGUGUGUGUGUGUGUGUGUGUAUGUACAGUUCAAACCAGAAGUUUACAUACACUAUAUAAAAAGGCACAUAACCUUUUUUUUCUUACUGUCUAACAUUAAAUCAGAUUCAGCUUUUUCUGUUUUGGGUCAAUUAGGAUUACCAAAAUUAUUUUUAUAUGCUAAAUGUCAGAAUAAUGAGAGAGAGAAUUUUUUAGACAAUUUUUUUAUUGCUUUCUCGAGAGUCAAAAGUUGUCAUACACUAAGAUGACUAUGCCUUUAAACAAUUUGGGAAAGUCCAGAUGAUAGGUUUAUUGACAACAUUUGAUUUAAUAAGGGACACACCUGUGGAUGUAUUUUAGGGCAAACCUGAAACACACUGCUUCUUUGUGUAACAUCAUGGGAAAAAAAUCUAAAGCAAUCAGCCAAGAUAUCAGGAAGAGAAUUGCUGGACUUACACAAGUCUGGUUCAUCCUUGGGUGCAAUUUCCAGAUGCCUAAAGGUGCCAUGUUCAUCUGCUCAAACAAUUAUAUGCAAGUAUAAACACCAUGGAAAUGUCCAGACAUCAUACCACUCAGGGAGGAGACAGGUUCUGUGUCCCAGAGAUAAACGUUCUUUGGUCCGAAAUGUGAAUAUCAACCCAAGAACAACAGCGAAAGCCCUUGUGAAGAUGCUGGCUGAAGCUGGUAAGGGUGUGUCAUUAUCAGCAGUGAAGCGAGUCCUGUCCCAACAUGGGCUAAAAGGCCACUCUUCCAGGAAUAAGCCAUUUCUCCAAAAGAAACCUAAAAGGCCAGAUUAAAGUUUGCAAAUACACACAGGGACAAAGACCUUAAUUUUUGGAGACAUGUCCUGUGGUCUAACAAAACUAAAAUUGAACUUUUGGUCAUAAUGUCCAUUGUUACAUUUGGAGGAAAAAAGGGGAAGCUUGCAAGCCUGAAAACACCAUCCCAAAUGUGAAAUAUGGGGUUGACAGCAUCAUGUUGUGAGGUUGUUUUGCUGCAGGCGGGACUUGUGGACUUCACAAAAUAGAUGGCAUCAUGAGGAAGGAACAUUAUGAGGAAAUACUGAGGAAAUACAUCUCAAGACAUCAGCCAGGAAAUUGAAGCUUGAGCGCAAAUGGGUUUUCCAGUGACCCUAAGCAUACUGCCAAACUGGUUACAAAGUGGCGUAAGGAUAACAAAGUCAGUGUUUUAAAGUGGCCAUCACAAAGCCCUGAUCGCAAUCUUAUCGAAAAUUUAUGGGCAGAACUGAAAAGUCAUGUGCAAGCAUAGUGACUUAAAGACUGUACUGCAGAAAUUCUGCCAGCACGUCAAGUGCCCAACAAGGGGAGAAAACACUCUGGAUCAUGUGUACUCCAACAUCAAACAUGGUUACAGAGCCACACCCCUCCCCCACCUCGGACAGUCAGACCAUAUCUCCCUGCUGCUCACCCGUGCAUACACCCCCCUCAGACGCACAUCCAGGCCCACAACAAAGACCAUCACCACCUGGCCUGAGAGUGCAUUCAGUAGCCUUCAGGACUGUUUCCACCACACAGACUGGGAACUGUUUGAGCACCAGGAUCUGGACACAUUCACAGGGACUGUACUGGACUACAUCAAGUUCUGUAUGGGAACUGUGUGUGUGGACAAAGUCAUACAGGUAUAUUCCAACCAGAAACUCUGGAUGACCAGCCAGGUCCGCUCCCUCCUCAAAGCCCGCGACUUCACUUUCAGAUCAGGGGACAGAGCCCUCUACAGCACUGCUCAAGCUGACCUGAAGAGAGGAAUUAAAAGAGCCAAAGUGAACUACAAGUGGAAAAUAGAGUCCCACCUCGCCAGCAACAGACCACGGGAGGUGUGGCGGGGUCUACAGGACAUCACAAACUUCAGAGGCUGUGAUGUGACAUCAGGAGACCUAAGUGUGUCGCUGGCAGAGGAGCUCAACAGCUUCUUUGCCCACUUUGAAACGCCACCGUGUGGCAGGGGCAGGACUAGUUCCUCUGAACUAGUCCUGCCCCUACCACCUCCCCCACCAGGCCCCCCCACCCACUGUGGAAGAGGACGAUGUGAGGCGUGUGCUCCUGGCAGUAACCCCCAGGACAGCCCUUGGCCCUGAUGGAGUACCUAGACAGGUGCUUAGAGCAUGCGACCAGCAGCUGUCCACCAUCUUCUGCAGGAUCCUCAACCUGACAGUGGCCCAAGCAGUUAUCCCCACCAGCCUGAAGUCAGCCACAAUAAUCCCCGUCCCAAAGUCAUCACCCAUAUCCAUCCUCAGUGACUACCGCCCUGUGGCCCUCAACACCUGUCAUCAUGAAGUGCUUCGAGAGACGGGUUAUCCGGCACAUCAAGGACUCCACACAUUCAGGUUCCUGGGAUUCCAGAUCUGUGACGACCUCUCCUGGUCAGCCAAAAUCACUGCCAUCAUAAAGAAGGCCCAGCAGCAGCUGCACUUCCUGAGAGUCCCCAGGAGGAACCAGCUGGACAGGGAGCUGCUGCUGGCCUUCUACCACUCAUCCAUCGAGAGCCUGCUGAUGUACUGCAUCACCACAUGGUACGAAAGCUGCACCGAGGCGGACAGAGGGAGGCUCCAGAGGACAGUCAAAACAGCACAGAGGAUCAUUGGCUGCCCUCUCCCCUCCCUGACGGACAUCUACUCCACCCGGUGCCUCAGCAGAGCUCAAAACAUCAUCCAGAACCCUUCACACCCCGGUGCCCAGCUGUUUGACCUGCUGCCCUCUGGGAGGCGCUACAGGUGCAUCAAAGCAAGAACUGACAGACUCAAAAACAGCUUCUUCCCCCGAGCCAUCACCAUCUUAAACUCCCAUAAACCAGCUUCAGCCCUCAAGAUGAGAUAACAAGUGCAAUAUUACCAAUGUUACUGCUGCUGUGUUGAUUAUUAUAUUCUUAACCUGUGCAAUACAUGUCCAUAUUCAUAUAAAAAAAUUUACAUAUAUACAUAUAUUCCAACACACAUAUAUAUAUUUAUUUUUGAUAAUUCUCUUUAGUAUUUAUCUUUCUAUUUUAUUCUUAUACCUAAGUUUUAUUUUAAUAUUCUGUAGAAUUCUUGUCUUGUAUAUAUAUUUCCUUCUUUCUUACAACUAUUUGUACUUUUACUACCUUAUUUUUACUUGUCUAUUGCACUGGAAAGGAGAAGCUCUCCAAUCUCAUAGUACUUAUAGUAUGAUGACAAUAAAGGACAUUUUGAUUCUGAUUCUGAUUCUGGCCUACAAACUUGGCUCAGUCACACCAGUUCUGUCAGGAGAAAUGGGCUAAAAUUCCUGCAAACUAUUGUGAGGAGCCUGUGGAAGCAUAUCCAAAACAUUUGACCCAAGACAUACAAUUUAAAGGCAGCUACCAAAUAGUAAUGAAAUGUAUGUAAACUUUUGACUCUUGAGAAAGUAAUAAAACAUUGUCUAAAAAAUUAUCUCUCAUUAUUUUGGCCUUUAAGAUAUAAAAACAAUUUUGGUAAUCUUAAUUGACCAAAAACAGGAAAAGUUUAAUCUGAUUUAAUGUUAGAUGGUGUAAUGGUGUUAGAUGGUGAUGAUGUAAACUUCUGAUUUCAACUGUACAUAUAUAUAUAUAUGCUCAGUGCAUCCCUCUGCAAAAACAGACUGUUUGUAAACCUAGCAUUAAACAGUAUUUGUCACUACCGCUGUUUAAAAUUUCCAAGGAGGAGGUGAAAUCACUGUUCACAGAUGCUUUUCAAAGUAAAAGUCUUUUUUAUUCAUAUAUAUUUUCGUAUAAUAUUUUCCUGUAGUGUAGGAAUUUGUGGAAAAAAUUUUGCAUUUAAGUCAAUGAGACAAGCCAAAAAAGGGCAAUUAUUGGGUUUUGGCUAUGUUUACCUCAGACCUUUACAUCUGUUGCAGACAGACCGAGAGUGGAGGAGAGAACUAGCCAUGACAGCUGGUUCAUUUAUGUUUUCUAUUAGUCCUACCCUGUGAAUUGUUUACAGGGAGCCUCACAGCUCUGCACAACGCCCAUAAAAUGACCAAAUUAGUGACCACAUAGGAAAACACAGACAGAGAGCAGAGCACAGCCUCAGCUCAUACACACACCUCCUCUGGGUUAUGAAAAACAAUUUAGGGGAAGUGUUUUAUUUUCAUCGUUGACAUUAUUUACAGGGGAAAUACUUUUUUUAAUUUCCAUUACUAUUAACAGUACACCAAAUGUUUUCGGUGUUCAGGAGUUAUUAAGACUUUUUCUGCACCAGCUCUAUUAUUGUUGCAAUGGUUUCCUAAAAGGUGUUUGAUUUGUACUGUCAUAGCAAGGUUCAAAUUCUGUUAUCACUGCACUAUUCCCAACCUCAUCUUUGGAAAGGUUUAGGUCAAUAGGAAGCAGUUUCAUUUUGUUUCCGUUGCCUCAGUUCCUCCAAAAACGGACCCCCAUAGACUGUGUUUGCUAAAAAUAUUCCUACCUCUUCUCAGUAUAUUAAAAAAAAUCCUGCAUGAAUUGUUUACAUAGGUAUGAUAUAAUUACCAUUUUCACCACAGACUUAAUUAUUUUCUUUCAGGUUAUACUUUUGGCCAUUUUUGCCUUUAUUAUACAGGACAGCUGAAGAGAGAGCGAAUACAUGGAGAGAGCGGAGCUAGACAUGCAGCAGGAGAUGCAGGAAGUUAUUUUCAUGUGUGCAUAAGAUGAUUUACAAGAUGAAAAUGAGCAUCUUAUGGGACAUAAGAGGUUGGAACAGACCAGUUAUUGGUGAUCAUCUGGCCAACAUUGGGUCUGGCUGAUUUUCUGUAUGUGCCUUUUAUUUUCAGAUGGCUGAUAAAAUCACGUCAUCAAAAAGUACUCUACCUUUGCUGAGCUGAGGAUGUGUCUUUCCCUCUGGGUCUGUUUUCUUUCACCAUGUUGUCUCUGUGAUAUUACAGAUUCCAUAUGUUGACAGAGCUUCUUUUUUCCCCUAAAUAUCAGUCCCAAACAUUGCAAAUAACCAUUGUGAGUAUCACUUUUCAUAUAGACCACCUCAGCAAGCAGAACAGGUUAAAUCAGCAGCAAAUGUCCAGUAUCUGUGGUGGAGAAUGUGCUUUAUUAAAGUGUGUCCACUAAACACGGUAAUUGACUUCUCUGCAAACAUUAUGAAAGUAUUUGGAGCUGGCAUAACACAGUCCAUACUCAAGAAAAUACAAUGACUUGAAUAAUAUCCAGCAAAGUAAUUAAGCGUUUGACACCCAGUGUUUCAUGAACCCAUCUGCACAAAAACUGACAAGGCUGUCCUCAUAAAUGUUCAGAUUUUUCAAUAAGCCCUAUGAGUCAAGAGUCAAGUAGCUUGCUUAGCUCAGUCUGGGAUAAAGACUCCAUGCAGAGAUAGCAGCAUACUAACACAUUUCUCUCGUUAGUGAAAAAGCACACCUAUAGAGCAUAUUAAAUUUUCACAUUUUCUGUUGAAAUUGCUGUAAAAGUAAGUCCUAACCAGUCUUGAACAAUAUUCACCUUCAAUGAGAGAGUAAUCCCUCUUUUUGUAUCAUUCAGUAGUGGUACAUUGUCCGUAUUAAUGUACAGUCUGUGUUUUUUAUAGCAGCUUUAUUUGUUUUUCAUGUUUUUCAAUGUAUGUAGUGUGUUUGAAGUCAUUUUCUCUGAAGCAUUGUGAAAGCAUCAUGAGAUUUAGACAGUAGUUAUUAAGACUAGCUUAAACAAUAGCUGUAUUUAUCUAACUCCAUGUUUCAUCCAGUGAGGGUCUGCUCAGAUAUCUUCUCGUUCUUCAGUUAUAGCUUUAUUUUUUUCUUCUUCUCUUCUUAAUCCAUCUUUUCUGUAUUUUCUGUCCUUCUCAUCAUCUCCUCUCAUUUUCUCCACCCUGACGGUGCAGGGAAAUGGCCCAUUGUAGAAGAGCAGACUGUGUGCGUCUGAGACAUUAGCUGCUGAUUUAGUGGGACAUUAGCUUGAUGGAUAGCUCAGCACCAGACUCCAAAUAACAGUUGAUAUGCAUCUAGAAAAACUUUUGGUCUGAGAUGGAGCAACACUAAGCACUCAUUUUUUUGUGUUCUGUGCUUGAUGAUGACUUUCUCAGCCCCACUGUCUUGAGAUGAACUCUUCAGACCUUUAUUGCUCUGAACUGAGCUGUAUCAGAGCGACUGAACACAUUUUUAUCUGAGCUUUGUGGUAAAAUACUGAAAAUAGAUUUUCAAGCCUUUGAGCUUGAUAGAUGAUAAAUACUCUGUUGAGCUAACUUGAGUUUGAGUGGAUGAGAAAUAGAGCCUGUCUGAGGGAAUGAAAUACUGGAUAACAUCUUUCUAACUGUUCUUGAGACCACAGUUUAUUAUCAUUGCUUAUCCAGCAGCCAAGUGUGACAUGUGCAAUAACAGAGGACAGUGGUAAAUUAUUUCAUGCACUGUUUUCAGUCUUAUUUUACUGGUGUGAAAUUUUGUGUGCCUCAGGGGUCGUUUAAGGUCCAAAUUUUUUUCCUUAUAAAUCAUCACCCUGGGUGUGUCAGGAGGUGAACCAUGGAUCGUUUCAUCUUUAUGCAGAUGACACUCAUUUGUACAGACCCUGGUAUGCUGUGCUCAGUGAACGAUUGUCUGUCUGAGAUUGAGAGUUGUAUGUUGAGGAAUUCUUCACUUCUGAAUUCAACCAGGAAAUCAUUAUGAUUGGACCACAGCAUAUGGCAAAGCAAAUCUUCUCUUCAAAUGGUCAGAUAUUGGAGCAUGUCAAACCUGCAGCAAAGAACCCAGUUAAAGUGCCACUGGCUUGGUGGUCUUCACGAGCACCUCAUAUUGUAAGAUUGGGCCUUGGCUGGAUGGUUUGGGUUUGAUUCAUUCCCAUGUGCCGCUCUCCAUCCUCUGUCCCCUGCUUCCUUGCUUCUGUUUCUCUCAAGGCAAAAAUCCCCAAAACAUAAUUAAAAAUAAUAGUAAUUCUGGCACCUGGUUUGACAAUAGUUUGACAUUAAGGAUGCAACAAAGCUAGUACAAUCAUAUUUUUAUCACCUCUGAAAUGUUUCUAAAAUUUGGUCAAUUUUUACUCCUAAAGACACAAUUUUACAUAUAUAUAUAUAUAUAUAUAUAUAUAUAUAUAUAUAUAUAUGUAUAUUUUAAUCCAAUAAUGCCUUGAUGAUUGUAACAGCCUUAUAACCUGCAUGAACCUAAAAUUAAUAAAACCUAAAACUUGUCAUCUACUAGAAGUAUUAUGCUUCCCAGUAAUAGCGUAGUUUGAUCAUGCAGGAAAUAAAGCCACUUAAACUCAAGACAAACAAGUUUUUAAAAUAAAAAUAAUUUUGACACAGUGUCCUCUAUAAACAAGUUUCACUCACAGGCUGAUGGUGUGGAUGACUCACUAAUUUGAGCAGUUUAAAAAUGAUGAUUUGUAAGCUGAGUUGAUUCAUGAGUUUAUGAAGUAGUAUUUUGUUUCGCCGUUGUCUUCACUGGUUGUUGUUAACUCUUUAAGGGGGGGGUUCAGACCCUAUAUUUCCCCUCUGCUUUGUCUUUAGCAAACAACAUCAAACAAAGCCUCCUGUUUCUCAAUCCGGUGUAUUAAAAUAUCAUUAUUUCAGCCUUCAUCUGAAACGCUUUGUGUAAGCUGCUGUCUCUUUAAGCCCCCCCCCUCUGCAAGCCUACUUUCUUCUGAUUGGCCACCUCUGUGGAGGCUGGCUGAGGGCAGAGCUUGAUGUUCUGGCUCUGCCCCCUUCCUUGGGGUCAAUAAUUAGAGCAGUAGAACAGUGGAGCAGUAUUUCCCUGCCCCACUUUGUGUGUCACCUCACACACUGUUGGAGGCAGGCAGUUCUGCUUUGCCUGAAGCUCAGAUGAACCAGUAAGGAGAGGCUGUAAGACCUACGUUAGCAUUGUAGUGUCUCACAUUUUCUUGCAAGUUGGGUUUUAGCAGUCUACAUAUUAUCUAAGAUUAUGACAAAAUUUGUUUACCCGAUGGUUUUAAACUUUGCAUACAAACUUUGUAACUAUGAAGUUUUGUUGUAAAUGUGGAGAAGCAUCAUACUGCCCCUUUUAAGUUUCCCAUAAAAAUCACAGUUAUAUCAUCAUUGUAAUAUUUUACGACCAAGGUAAUUUAGAGGUAGGAAAUCUGAUGUCAUGGCAGCUGUAGUUUAGAGAAAAUUAAACUGGCCAUUAUGCAUAUCUGGUUAUAUUUCAAUCAUGAUUCAUAUGGCCUUCCUUCCUUAUCAAUGCUUUUUUUAAAAUCCUGCAUGAGUUUUAUGUAUUUUGGGAUGUAUUUACUCCAUGAUCAGAUGUUGCUUACAUGGAAAUGCACCAUUUUACUCCAUUUACCUUUAGACAUUGAUGUGAACAGACCAUUGCUAAAUAUAUGUCAGCAAAAGAUAAUAAGGGCUUAGUUUUAGGGUUGAAAACAUUUGCAAGAGUCACAACUUCAGUGCAAAAGCAAAAAAACAAAUCACAGUUGGAUUAUUCACUUCAACUUUUUGGCUUUUCAGAGUCUACAUAAAAAAAUCCUAAUAAAUCUCAACUGCGUUCAAACUACCACAAAAAUGGCUAGAAAGAAGCAACUAAGUAAAGAAACAAAAGUACAGAUUUGUACAUUGUGGAAAUUAUCCAUUUGUGGAUAAUUUUGGCUGUGAUGAUGCAAAUGGCAUAAAAGUGUGUCAAAGUGUGUAAUUUUAGGUGCAAUUAAAUUUUUUUCUUUUCUUCCUUUGAUCUUUUUUUUCAUGUGAGCAAUUUUUAUUACUACAGUAGACACCCCUAAGGACCAAAACGGUCCCAUUGACUCCCAUUAAAACAUGUUUUCUUCAAUACACUGCCAAUGCAGUAAAAUUUUUGGAUAUUUUUUUUUCUCAUGUACACCUAUUCCUUGAGAGUCAAACUGGGUUUUUUUAUGCAGACAGCAGAUGGUGCCAUUUUUCUUUUUCCUGCAAUACCCUUUAGAACCAGAGGGGCACUGUUUUCCCUUUUUCACAGAGCUGGUGUAUUUCAUGCAUAUAGAUAGACAGAUUGAUAAAUAAAUACUUUAUUGCUCCCAAACUGGAAAAUUCUCACGUUACAGCAGCGAAAAAAUACAAGAUAAAAUUAAAUAUAAGAAGAAGUAUGUACAAUGCAGAUUACAAAUACUAAAUAUAUACAAAAAAUACAGGCUAAAUAUACUAAACAUCUUUAGAGAGAAAAUAAAUUCAAUAAAAACUGUUUAGGUGUGUUUUAGGGACAUCAUGGUUUAUGUGCAUGUGUUUUCAUGAAUUACUUGUGUGUGUGUGUGUGUGUGUGUGUGUGUGUGUGUGUGUGUGUGUGUGUGUGUAUGUGCAUAUGCAGCCGUGAGAAUAGCCAAAAUCCUUCCAGAAACAGCGGCAGUUGUACAAUCUGCACCUGCAGUUUCCUUCUGUGUGUGUGUGUGUAUAUAUGUGUGUGUGUCUGAUUGUAUGUGCAAGUGUGUGUGUGUGUGUGUGUGUGUGUGUGUUUGUGGGUGUGUGUGUGGGUGUGUGCGCGCGUGUGUGUGAGCGAGCGCAAGAGGUUUAUAGUGGGCACCUGAUCGAUGUGCGUGCGUAGACGCAAGGAAGCGAUGGAAGGUGUGUGUGUGUGUGUGUGUGUGUGUGUGUGUGCGUGUGUGCGUGUGUGUGAGAUUGUGUUUGCGUGUGUGAGCGCACGCACGAGGUUCAUAGCGGGCACCUGAAGAGGGAGAGCUUCAUCGAUGUGCGUGCGUAAAAGCAAAGGAUGGAUGGAUGGAUGGAUGGAUGGUGUGUGUGUGUGUGUAUUAUUCAACACAACAGAAAAAAUACAAAUCCUUUCAAAUCAAUUUUCUCAUCAAUGUUUACCAAUCUCAUGCUCUAAUAAUCAAAAGUUCAAAAAAAAAUGCAUUUAUAGGAUGGAAAAUAAUUCACCAAGUGUGUUUUUUGACUUUAAAUAAUAUCCCGUUUUUUACAAAAAAGGGUUAAAAUACAAAACCUGAAUAAAGUUUUGCUAUUUAUGAUUAGGUUAUAAGUCAAUGAUGGCAGCCAAAAAAAAAAAAAUUAAAUAUAUUUAUUUAGACCAUAUUUCUACUGCAGCAAAGUGGAGGGGACUGUUUUGGUUCCUUAGGGGUGUUAAUUGAAGUUUUUCUUAGGGAUGCACAAGGGCUAGAAACAAGUUUGCACUGUUUGGUUCAAAUCGCAGAGUCUAUGUCCGCAGACAAACUGGUGAACGUCUGAAAGCACCAUGUGUUACACCCACAAUUCAGCAUGGAGGUGGUAGUUCCAUGGUAUGGGGAUGUUUUGCAGGUGAUAGAGUAGAAGAUUUGUUUGACAUAAAGGGUAUCAUGAAGAAGGAACAGUACCACUCCAUCCUCCAGCACCAUGCUGUUCCAUCUGGACUAAGACUUGUGGCUCAUAAGUUUGUUUUGCAGCAAGAAAAUGACCCUAAGCACUCUGCCAACCUCUGUCAGGGUUACCUAGACAAAAAAAGAAGAGAAAGGUGUUCUUCAAAAGAUAGUUUGGCCCCCUCAGUCUCCAGACGUUUUUCCAAUUGAGCUUGUGCAGGAUGAAUUGGAUCAAUCGGUCAGAAAAAUGCGUCCCACAAAUCAGUAGUCUCUUUUUAAUGAACUUAAGAAAGCUUGGAAUGCAAUCCCUGGAACAUACCUUAAACCUUGUAAAGACUUAACGUGGAUAUCAUGAGGCUGCACUCCCAGUACUCCCACUGCAGCCGAGUCAGCGCUGUGAGCUCUUCCAUCUUGUUGGGGAGAGACCUCACGUUUCCCAUAAUGAUUGAACGGUACAGUUGGCUUAAAAUGUCUCCGCUUCGCCCGAUGCUGAACUCUGGCUCUGCAUCCUCUCCUCCUGCGGAGAUUAGCAGGGAUGUCCGGUCUCUCCCACGAAGGUGGCUGGGCUUGGCGCAACGCCAACAGCUGUUCAUGGCUGUAAACAAUAGAGCCGCUGAACGGGUCGCCAGACGCAGAGUUAAAAAUGCCAAGAAGUAAAGGAAAAAAAAGUGCCAGAGUCAUGAAAUGUAUGGAAGCGAUUGUGAGUCAUCUCAAAUUCAGAAGCAUUAGCAGAAAUGCUUUUUUAAAUAAAAAGCAGAAAUGCUUUUUUUAAAUAAAAGCAAAAUCACAUUUAACAUUUAAUUUUCAAAACAUUCACCAGCAAAAAGGUAAUUUCAUUUUAUUUAUAUAGCACGAUUUAAACAAACACAAGGUUUCCAAAGUGCUGCACAGCAAGAUAAAAAUACAGUAAGUAACAGAACAGAAGCACAAUAAAACAAUGAAGAUAAAAUAAAAUUAGAUAAAAACACAGUACAAUUAAAUAAAAAGCAAAUAAAAUCCAUAAAAGACAAUAAAAAUGAAAUCAACCUUCUACUGAGUGUUAAAAGCCAAUGAGAAGAGGUGGGUCUUGAGAUAGGAUUUAAAGAGGGGAGAGAGAGGAGGCCUGUCCGAUAUGCUGGGGCAGGUUAUUCCAGAGUUUAGGAGCUGCAACAGCAAAGGCAUGAUCCCCUCUGAGCUUCUGCUUUGUUUAAGGCUCUCUCAGGUCAGCUGAUCAGCUGACCUGAGAGACCGGGACGGAGUGUAAAAAUGUUGAAGCUCAGAGAGGUACAGCGGGGCAAGACCGUUCUCCUGAAAUGUCAAAUACAAAAAUUCAAAAGCAUUAGCAGAAAUGCUUUUUCAUUUCAAAGUCAUGGCUGCACUAUUUCACUCAAAAAUAAAAAUAAAAAGCAAUAUUCCAAAAUGCAUAUUCAUUUUCUUCUUCGACUGCACAUUCUGUGACUAAAUUAAAAGAAAAAACAAACUCAGAAAUGCUUUUUCGUUUUCAAGCUCGCCCCGCAAAAAGUGUCUCAUAAUUCAAUCUGAGUUCGCAAUCUCAAGUGACGCCGGAAAGUAACGUCACGGACCCCACUCGUUCUGGCCUCUUCUGGCCGAUAGGGGGCAGUGAAUCCGUGUUUCAUUGAAUAAAUUCAAACCGCAGAUGGUGGCUAUCUGUUUCAGCGGACUAACAGACUUAAUACUCCUCAUUGUUCUCAUCGCUGAUCGAUGGAUUUGGGAUAUUUUGCAAAUAAAGGGCCAUAAACACAGUGACCAAAAUGGUCAUAGAGAUGCCUUAAAAAUACAUGGCACGGAGGCAGAAUCACUGCAGUCUCUGUCCGUGUUAACCUGUCACUGUAUGCAGAUGUCAGCGGUGUGUCAGUGUGCUGGUCCUUUUACUCACUCACUUACGGCAUGGAGACGUGGACUCAACACUGCUAAUUAAAAAGAAAGACAAAUACUGUGCAAAAAACAACAAAAAGGCUUGCUGCCACUCUCAGGGCGCUCAGUCACCUACUGAUAAGUUACUCUUUACACAAUAGUCAAGUUUAUUGUGUUGCAAAUUUUAUAUAUGAAACUAUGAUUUUUUUUGUACAAAUCUGAUCUUGCUUCCAAACUUUUGGCCUGUAGUGUACCUCAGCAUUGCUUUAAUGACUGAAUUUUCACCAGGGGAUAAAAAAAUAUUCUGAUUUUCUUUUUACCAUCAGUGCUUGUUGACCCCUGUAGUGGCUCCUUAGCUUUUGUUGCAUAUAUUACUGAACUAAACUUUUUCUUAUCCAGACAUGUUCAGUAUUUUUUUUUUUCUUUGUCAAUGCAAAGCAUCUCUGCAGUAGGGUGUAGUCAGUCAGUUGGUCAGCCAGUCAGUCGCUCUCUAUUUUAUUCCAAUCUUUAGUGUGAGAUCAUCCUGGAUCCCCCGAGGGUUAAUGCUGCCUCCUCUGGCAGGCAUGAUAAACUCAGCAGUGAAUCAGUGUCAGUAUUUUUAUUUUCUGUAGCAUGUGCAUGUUUUGAUAUUAGAGAGGAACAUCUGAAAAAGUUCCCUCUAAGUGCCAAGCAGCUGAACCUGUGAGGAUAUAUAUGACUGAAAAUAAAAAUAAAAAAUCCUGUAGUCUGGGCUCAGGCUGAGAAAAACUAGUUUUCUGGUACUAGUGCUUGCUCUGACACACACAAACACGCACACACACACACACACACACACACACACACACACACACACACACACACACACACACACACACACACACACACCUGUCUCUUCCCCUAGUCUGUCUCCUCCUGCCUCUCUCUCUCUCUCUCUCUGACACAGCAGAAUGGAUGUCCCCUUCAUUUGCUGUGGCAUAAUGUUCAGAUGAAAAAUGAAGUGAUCCCUCCAGACAGAUUAGUCAUCAGUGAGGGGACCUCUGCAGAAAAAGAGGGCGUAGGUGUGUGUGUGUAUGUGUGUGUGUGUGUGUGUGUGUGUGUGUGUGUGUGUGUGUGUGUGUGUGUGUGUGUGUGAGUGUUUGUGUGUUUGAAACAGAUAAAUUGCAGUCCUGGAGGCUUUCUACUUGAGCGUGUAAUAUUUCAGCAUAUAUUAUUGCAGGGCUCAAUCUGUUCGUAUUAAGAGCUUUAAUCCAUUGUUCUGUUUUACUAACUAAUGCUGAGCGGGAACUUUGACCAGCUUUAAAGAGGGGGUGGUAUGCAUUUUUUGACUACAUUUCCCCUCUGAUUCCUCUUUAAUAGCUUCAAGGGAUUUUUACCCCAAAAAGUCUCAGAUUUCUCACAGUGGUGUAUCAAAAUAUCAUUAUUUCAGCCUCCUUCUGAAACGUUUCAUUUUAGAUGCCGUCUCUUUAAGGCCCCACCCUCACAAGCCCACUUUCUCCUGAUUGGCCACCUCUUUGAAGGCUUUCUGGAGGCUGGUUGAGGGCAGGGCUCGAUGCUUUGGCCCUGCCCCCUCUUUUUUGGACUGAUCAGCGAAACAGCAGCGUUGCCGUGCUCUGCUGUGGGUGUCACCUCGCACACUGUUGGAGGCAGACCGUUCUGCUUUGCCUGAAGCUCAGAUAAACCAGUAAGGCGAGACUAUAACACUGACGUGGGCAUUUUAGUAAGUCUCACGUUUUCUCGCAAGGUCCCAUUUUUAGCAGUUUACAUCUACUUUCUCAGAUUAUGACAGCAUAAAUAUUGAAUUUUCCUUCAGAGAUAAAUAAAGUUCUUCUUGAAUUUUCCUUUGGGGAUGAAUCAUGUUCUUCUUUUCUUAUCUUAACUUAUAUGUUUACCUUGUGUAUGACAGCAUGAUACCACCUAUUUAAACAUUUUAAUUCAUCAACUUAAAAAAGGUGCUUUCCCAAACAAAUGCUUCUGUAGAGCUUUAAAGUCUGGUGGGUACAAAACCUAUGCAAGUAAGCGUUUUUAUUGGUCAGCAUCCUUUGAACAAAAACACCCGUCAUUAAUUGUUUUUGUCACUGCAUACACAACCAUCUGCAGAAGCACUUAGCUGAAAUUAGUCCAACUUUUUGAACACUACCACACCCAAUAAUGUCCCAUUUUUUGUUUUUCAUCUAUAACCAAUCAGAUUAAAAAUGGGCUGAACUUCUCAUAUCAGCUUUGCCAGCAACACUGGUGGAGCAAGAGCAGAGCACCUGAUUUCCGUCUCUAUAUUUUUAUCUGUAGUUUUAUAGUUUCUUUGUAAAUUUCCAUUGACAGAAGGCAAUUAUGAGGCAAACAGUGCAAUUCAAAACAGACUUGAUGGUCACUGCUGAGGGAAGGGAAAGUGCCUUUGGACAAUGAACAAGAGCCAGCAAUAGUAAGCGCCAGUUAUGAGCAUUCAGACAUCAAGAUCCUGGGCACAGCCACUACAAAAAUGUCAUUAAUGGACAUGGACCCUAAAUUAAGCAGGACUUAAAAUCAUAAACAAAGGCAGAGAAUGAGAAAUAAGAAAUUUUUAGAAGAUUUUGGAUUAAUUUCUUUGAAAGUAGUUUGUGAUUUUGGUGAUGAAUAGGACAUGUAUCUUGGUUUAAUAAGAGAGGAUGUCACUAAAAAUGGCAAAACUCUGUGUUCAUCAAAGUGGUCUUUUAUGGUAGUUGCCAUCAAACGGCAACCUCUGGUCUUGAGAGAUUAAAACAAUGGAUGCUGAAGUACAAAAAUAUACAGUUCCCCAAGCAGCCAAGAAGCUGGCUGCAGAAGCACCAGAAACCAAGUACACACUAAGCCAAAAAAAAAGAUGUUUUUAGAGCAAAAAUAAACAUGUUUACAUCGUGGGUCAAAAGACCGUUUUAGUCUGAAUAACUAAGGGCACCCACAGCACCCACUCUACGGGGAGUGUAUUUUUUGUUAUGUAUUCAUUUCAAGGUUAUGAAGGUAAAUAAGCCUCUGAUAGUUUGACUGAAUGUUAGGUUGAGUCAGCGUUACCAAUAUGGGGACUUCCAUAAAGCUUCAAAACUCUGCUUCAUAAAAAAAUAGGUGAUGUCACCAAUGCUAUGUCCAGCAUUUAUACAGUCUAUGGUUUUCACAUAAAAUGCAAGAUGGACAAAUAAAUAGCAGGCUACUAGCAAGCUGGCUGAAGCAGCCCUCUGAGUGAUGAUUGGGUACUUUUAUAGCUUAUGCUCAAGAUUUAUUGUGAUUCAGAAACAAUGUUAGAAAGUGUGCCACUUCAGGUUAAUGAACAUUUCCACUUUUUGACUGUUCUUUGAAUGAUUUUCAUUCAGUUUUGUAAUGCACAAUUUGUCGGAAGAAGUGUACAGGAGAUAAAGCAACUGAAACAAACAAAUAUGAGAAACAAUUAUUUAAUCAGGCAAUGUUCUCUCAAAGGAAGUUUCAGAGACAGGGCUGAUGAAAUCUUAGAUCUGAAUAUUGUGUGAAAUGGAUGAUAACAUGUAAGAUGAUUGCACUUUUUAGUUAAGUUUAUGAAGUGUUAGCAUGCUGCUCAUUCCUCAGUUCGACUGCUUGGGUUCUUUUAUUUUACAGUUGUCAAAAUAAUUAUAUUAUUAUGAUGUUUGUAGCCACAAUAAGGCCAUAAAGAGGUUAAAGUCUGAUACCAUGACAGCCUCUCUUCACCUAUAGAGAUGUUGUAGUGAAUCCUUUCCAUAGGCCACACAAUUUAAAACAACAUGAGCAAGCUGUUGCACAGGCUUUUAAGAGCACGGUGUUGGGUUAGAGUUUUUGAGUCAAGCACAAACUUACAACAUGUGGAAGUUUUCUUGAGAAAUUGCUAAUUUCUUUUCUGCUGUCAGUGCAGAUGCAGCGUUUUUGAAAGUAAACAUGACUGUGUCUUCUUCUCUAACAUGAGAGAAAGUGAAGUCAGUAAUUGGAGGGGAAAUAUGCUCACAGUUUUCACACCUCUUUCUCCCCCAUCAUUGCCUUACUAAACACUUGAAUGUAAAAACAAACUGAGUCCUGACAGCUUGUGCAGCACAAUCCACCUUAACUAAAGCAAAAGAACAGAAUCAAGGCUCUGAUUUUAUCCAGGAAUUUCUCAUUGUCUCUUUUGUUGCAGUGUGUUCACACUUGCUAUGCCAUCAUUCACACUCCACUUCACCAUCCAUCUGUCGCUGCUCUCUUAAGUGUCUACAGAAUAAGUGGCUUUAUUACAUUACUUUUAGCUCACUUUCAUCAAGUUAGGAAAAGGUGCCUGCCAAAUUCUUUUGCCUGACCUUUUGCUGAAUCGAAUUUAAGUUGAUGUUAUUGAAUUUAUUCAGGCAGAUUAUGCUUAUGAGGGACUGUGAGCAGAGAAUGAGGCAGGCUCAGUGAACAGCUGCACAGAGUGUGGAAGGUCAAAGGUCAAGCUGUGGCAGCAGUAGGGAGAAAAUGAGCUGUAACCCUGCUGGAGAAGCUGGAUAGAUGUCUUUUUUCACACUUUGUAAAUGCAGACUAGCACUGGAGAUACACAGAAGAGAAGAAAACACAUGCUGAUAGUCCAUUACUGUUUGACUCCAGUGUUACUCUGAGGAUGCCUGUGUGCUCAGCUGGCAGAGCUGAACAGAAUAAAAUGACUCUUCUGGAUCAAACAUGUGUCAGGUAGAGUUCUACAGGUGUGAUGGGAGUGAUGCUGCUCCAAAGUGUUUGAUUCUGUGUAGGAGUGAAAACUGACAAACUGAGGUCAUGCAAAGUGUGUGGGGGCAUAAAACUGUACUGGCUCUAAACAAAACAGCAUUUAGGGAAGACUAGGAAUGAAUUAUGAUCUAAAUGAGAGUCUUUUUGGCCUGUACAAGAUUGUCCUCAAAGAACAUGCAGAGUUUACUGUGCUAACUGAGCAAUUUGUUGUUGCUCUCUUCCCAUGUCUCUUUGUCCAGUCAAGAUAACCAUUUUGAACUACCAGAGCCCCACUACUGGACUCUUCCCGGUCAAAACAUGUUCCACCUGCAAGGAAGCUAAGAUCCGGGACUCCCUGUACUGUGCUGCUGCUGCCUGGGCUCUGUCAAUGGCAUACCGGUCAGUACAUGAAUCAAUACACACAUGCAUGCAUGCACUCUCUAAGAUAAUCCAUUUAGGGGGAAUUUCAUUAGUGCAGAAUUGAAAGGGUGUUACAUUUUAAUAGGAAUUGUUGAUAACCUAAUUCGUAAUAGUCAUUGCAGGCAGAUGUGAACUUUGACUCACUGCCUGGUCUUAAGUUGAGUAAGGAAGCAUACAAAUCAAUCAAUCAAUCAGUCCCUAUUUAUAUAGCACUUUUUAUACACAACAUGUAGCACAAAGGAAUAAAAGAAACAAAGAAUACCCAAAUCUACCCCGGCCCAACCCCUCAUUCCCACCCCAAGAUCUAAUUGCAACAGAGACAGUAUUAUAAACUUAAAAAGGGCUUGAUUUCGUGGUAACAAUGCGCACUGAGGAAACGUCAUUUGAAAACUCAAGAUAAGGAAACACUGGAGGUUUAGGUUAAAAUCUAAAAACAAAGAAACAUAGAAUGAAAUUGAAGAAAUAAUAAAUAAAAUGAAAUAAAAACAACAGUAAAUGAUACUAAAUUAAAAGCACCAAAAUAGCUCAAUAAAAGACGAUCCUGUGACUAAAACGACAAGAGAAAAACACUUUAAACAAAGUUAAUGAUAUAAUAUACUAAAUAUAAUAGACUAAAAAGGUAUGUUUUCAGUUUGCUUUUAAAAUCAUUAAGAUUAGGUGUAGUCCUCAGGUCUUCAGGUAAGCUGUUCCAUAGACGGGGGCCAUAGUAAUAAAAAGAUGCCUCACCAUAUGUUUUAGUUUUAACUUAAGGUAAUGUUAACAGAGAACUUCCUGAAGACCUGAGGGCUCGACCUGGCUCAUAAGGUAAAAGAAGAUCAGAUAGAUAAGAAGGGCCAAAGCCAUUAAGAACUUGAAAAACCAAUAAAGCAACCUUAAAAUCUAUUCUAAAAGAGAGACGGACACAAAGACAGAUAUUUUAGUAUUUAGCAUUAAUGUUAAUCUCAGGUUCUGUGUGUACUAAGCAACUACUAAGUGUGUAUUAAGCAACUUUUAUUUGACUGUGCUUGGCAAAACUGUCUUGGCAUUUCUUGGCAUUGUCUUUUGACAAUAAGCUUUAUGUGACUCUGAAUGAUAACUCUUUGGUAGGGCUGUCAGUUUUUCAAAGAAUCCUCAGGCAAGGGGUCAGCUGUAAAAAGAGGCAGUCAUAAAGAGUUGAACUGCGCACUGUUGGGGCCUCUUCCACUGCCAUGCAAACCAUGCCAUGGGUGGCAAACCAUCAGGCAAGCUUGCACAUUUGUCAUUGUUGAUGAGUAAGACAACAGCUCUGUAAAAAGGUUGCAUACAGCCCUGUCCUUGUCUUUUAUUUUACAUCUGCAGAGUAAAACCCCAAAUAAUUCCACACUGUGUUUGUUUUGGUGUCAGAAUAGCAUAACUUUAUUAGUUUACUGAAGUCAAGAGUGCAUGGAUUGGCCAGGUUAUGAUACAUACAAUAAUACAAUACAAGAACCUGAUUUACCCACAAAAGGAAUUAGUUUGUGUGCAGUCUCAAAUCAUCUACUAUUUACAGAAGAAUUACAAAGUCUGAUGGUUGUGGGUACAAAAGAUCUUCUGAAUCUUUCUGUCUUGCACUGAAGUGAGAAGAGCUGUCCACUACAAUUGGUCCUUUGGUCCAUCAAGGUGUUGUGAAGUGGGUGAUCCAUGUUCUUUAGAAUAGUCUCCACCUUCCUCAGUGUAGAUCUCUCCACCACAUCCUCCGUUUAGUCCAACUUGAUUCCAACCACAGAGCCAGCGUGUUGAGUCUGUAUCCAAGCAACAGUGUCAUGGAGAACAUCACACAGAACUUUAGCGGUUUCCUUGGGUGGGAUGUACACAACUACUGUUUUGAUAUGACUAAAUUCUCUUGGAAAAUAAUAUGGCCGAAGAGCAACUGCCAACUAUUCAAUAUCUGGACAAAACAACUUCUCCUUGACAGUCCCGGUUGUUUUGAUUCAACAAGGUUUCAGUAAAACACAGAAGACUGCACUCACGGCACUCCCCCUCCAGCCUUCAAUAUCUCCAGCUCGUUGCUUUGUUGGACAGAGAGUUGACAUUUCCCAUGACAACCAAUGGAAGAAAGGGGAACAACAGUUUUUCACAUGCAGGACCUGAUUCAAAAGAGAAAAUAACCAAACUGGAACUCCUGAAAAGUGUUACUGUUGUUGUUGCAUUCACUAAGGGUCACUGGAUGUGAUAUAGCAAUCGGAAUUACACAUGGAGCCCUUUCAGUGAUUUAAAAUAGACUUUUUAUCACUUUUUAUCAAUUUAUCAUGUAUUCAUAUUCUGGAUGGUCAGGAUAGUAAUCAGCUUAUAUGUACAGUAUGUAAAGCAACUGCAAUAAUGAACAGUCUCUGUAUGGAGAUGAUUGACAGUGAUGUGCCGACAUUAGUAUUACACUGCCAUGAACUAAUAUUGAAUCGCUAAUUUAUCUCGGGGCCACGUUUUUUUUUCCCUCAGAUGUCACAAGAGGGCCUUCACACUGCACAUCAUGUUGACACUGAUUGGACAUUAUGUACAUGCACCCCUGCAUUUUGCUUAAAGUGUAACAGUGUUAUCCAUAAAAUGAAAGCUGAGUCCAUAUAUUUUUUUUCAUCAGAAUGGAGCUUUCUUUUUCCUCACUGCACGGCAUGGUGUAUACAUUUCUGAGUAAGGAUCAUAAAGUACAUUUCAUUGCAUUUGUUUGCAUCCUAAAUUAAGGCACUGAUAAGAUGUAUUGACAUUUCAGUAUGGACUUAAAAGUGGUUUGAAAUGCAGAAUAAUGGAAUUUUAAACAUGCAGAAAGAUGUAAUCAAUUAUGAUUGUCUAUUAAAAUUCUGUGAGGAAUUACAAAAAAAAAAAAAAAGCAUCUUUACUUGCAAAAGUUUGCAGGUGCUGUUCCAGCCUAUGGCCUGUAUAUUUGUCCUUCAUCUUGACUUUUUGUUAUGUUCCUCUUGUUUCACGCUUGCUGCCCCUGAUCUCUAAUCGGCCUCUGUCAGUUGAAGGCUUUGCUUUUUAAACUCAGCGGCAUUAUUGGUUCAAGGAAAACACUUUAGAGUUUCUCUGAGAAACGUUUAAAGGCCCCAAACUCCUUUAUCAGCCAUCCCUGCACUUGAUGCCUGCAUUCCUCUGUGAUUAGUUUCUAGGGAGAAGAGCACUUCCACAAAAUGGGUCUGUAAUAGGACAGAGAGAGAGGAGAAAAGACGGAGAGAGCAAUGAGAAUGGAGAAAAAUUGCAGACAGAGAGAAAAAAGGGAGAAUAAAGAAAGGGAGAUACUAGAGGAGUAGAAUCAGGUGGGCAGAGAGAGAGAUGAAGCGUGAGGAAGAAUAACCGACAGGAAGACAAAAGAAGAAGAUAGAGAGGGAGAGAGUCAGAGUGGAGGACUAAGAUUCAGGGGGAAGAUGGAGGGAUAAAGGAGGGUAAAAAUAGAGAGCAUUGCAGGGAUGUGACCAGCGGCAGAUCCCUGUCAUCAGUCAUGGCUGCCUCCUAUUAGAAUUGUCACCAGGAUUUAAUUAAGAUAAUUCUCAUCUGACAGGCUUGGGUACUGCCAUUACUUACCUCAUACACCCUCCUGCCCCUGCUUCUGCUGCUACUCUGAGUGAGAGAGAGGGUGUGCAUGAAAGAAAGUCAAUGAUAGCACUUUGAUUUGCCACUCAGUCCUCUUUCGAGUGGCCCUGAUAAGUUUUACUCACCACUUCACACAGUGAGACUUUUUUCUUUUCUUUGUUUGGGAGCUGCUUAUUGUCAAUGUCCUAAUCGUUUACACAGCUGAAAGAAACCCCAUGUUCAGCUAACGUCAAACUCUAAAGCUUCAGACCAACCUGGUUAGUAGUUUGUUUGUUUGUUUGUUUGUUUGUUUGUUUGUCGCCAUCUUUGGUAGCAGCCAUUACUGCAGUGGAAUCUCAGUGUAUGCUGCUGGCCAGAGACUGUGACAGCAGUUUGGGAUAAAGAACGUACCUUAAUCAGAGAAUGUUAGCAUCAUCAAGAGUUAUUAUUGUAGACAGUGGUUACAGCAACAGCAUGAUUACAUGCAGAGGAAGGGUGGAAAAGAGUGACCACAUGCACAUACGCACACACUCACCUCUCCCUCACCCGACGCCUUCGACGCUCCACCCCUCAGUGUGGUGGGCGGUACCCUGACUGGCGGCGCUCACCAUGGGCAGCGGCUGCGGGCUUCCCACCAUCACUGAUGACCCAUUCCACUACCCCCCUCUCCCUCAACAACCAUAGCAUGUCUCUGAAUCUCUGUGUAUGUGGUGUCAGUAAUGUGCUGAUGUUGCUGAGGGUUUUUGUGUCACUACACUCGUAUUAAUGAGAGCAGUCUCUUUUUUUUACCUCCUCCUCUCUCUCCCUCUUGUGUAUUCUUUCCCCACCUGUAAAUGCAAUUUCGUUGUGCACAAGUGCAAUGGCAAUAAAGUAUCUCCAUCUCCACGCCUGACACAGAUUGGAGACAAAAUGAUAUCUAAUGUGACAUUAGUUUACCACCCCAGCUCCUUCAACAACAUUCAUCUCUCCUCUGUUCAUCUCCCUCUUUCUCCAUUUCCCUCUAUCAGUCUCUCCUCUGUCCAUCUCUCUUUUUCUCCAUCUCCUUUUCCCUUCUCUCUCCUCUCUAAAUCCAGCUCAGUCUCAGCAGAUGACUGUCUAUUCAGUCUGGUUCUGCUCGAGGUUUCUGCCUGUUAAAGGAAGUUCUUCCUCUCCUCAGUAAUUUGAUAAAUGCUGUUAAGUGUUUCACUCAUGUGGUUGAAGAUGGGAUGGGAGUGGGUCUGAUCUUACAGGAUGUUACUCAGUCUUGUCGUGUCUUUACAUGGGGUUUUGUGCCAGCAUGUGCCAGCAUGUGCCACCCUCAGCAAAGGGUGGCACAUGCUACAUGCUACAAGAUAUCCAAGCCCGAUUCCCCCUUCCAACAAAAGUCACAUACCCAGUUAUCAGCUGGUUAUAAAGGUUUUCUUUACAGAUUAGUCUGACUACAGACUCCAAACUAAUGAUUUAAUAAUUAAUAAGAUUUAGUACAAAAGGUUUUAUAAAAUUUAUGAUUAAGACUCAACAAAGAGUAACUCAAGCCAGUAAGGUUGCUUAAUUCCUUAUAACAGCUUAGAUCCAGGUCGAGGUCUGACUUCAACGGCACAUGUGCUUACGUAGGUCCACUGUGUCUGCAGCCAGGUCCUUGGUUUCUUGUGUGUUUGUAACGACCAAGCAUGUGACCGCCUUUAGUAAAUCAGCACUAUUUAUCUUUCGAGAAAGGAUGUAGUCACUUUCUGCAAAAGCCUAUUACUGUUUGUCUGUUGCCUGUCACACUUCUCAUGAAAAGUUGUUCCCUUUAAAAGUGACAACUCAGUCAUUUUUUUGUGCAAUACAUUUUUUAGGUGCUUGCCUGGAUUUGAUUUUUUUUUUUUUUUUUUUUGCUUAUCUGCUUUUUGAUAUUUGGGUUUUAAAGAUCACUGUUUUCGUUAUUAUUCCCCAGAGGAAAUUUGUUUUCCAGCCAUUAGUAACACACAAUCAUCACACUAACAAAAGAAGGGAAAAUAAAGAAAAAUCAGACACAGAAUAGCCAACUUUGUUGAUUAUAGAAGGCAAUCGCAACUUCAAAAACAUACAUAAAUGUCAUAUUGAGCCGUUAUAAGAGCUAGCGUCAGUUGGGACAAGAUUUUUUUAGUCUGUUUGUCCUACAGUACCUGCAAGAAGAUGUAUGCAGACAAAAUGAAGCAACAAGAGCUCUUUAAACUGCAGGUGAUUUGAAUCAUUUAAGAGUCAUUUAUAGCCUUUUUGAGAGUUCUGCCUUUUAAACACCUCGCUCAGAUCAGGUGCAGCACAAUCCACCUCCUCCUAGAGCCCAACUAUAGCAAACCAACUGACCUCAAUAACUGUCUUCAAGACAUAAAAUCAUCGAGUAAUAUUAUUAGCAUCACAGCAUUUGACAGACAGUAUUUCUCCUCACCUUGGCUCAUUGGCCCCCUCCAUAAAUCAUGCUAAAAAACCUUGGAGUCAUAGUCCAGUCAGGAUAAGGGUGUGACAAGCAAAUGAAUCAAGUAGUAAAAGUAGAAUUCAUGCAGCUGCAGAUCACUUCUAAUAAUUGUGACCUGGAAAAAGUCUUUCAUGCAGUUAUAUCAUCCCAUCUCAGUUAUUGCAACACUUGAUUCUUUGGUACCCAGUCCUGUUUAUUGCAUCCUCCAAUAAUGCAGACAUUCUGGCAAGGUCAAUAAUAAUAAUAAUAAUAAUAAUGCAUCAGAUUUCAUAUAGCGCUUUAUCAGAGACCCUCAAAGCGCUUUACAUUGGAUACAUCAUUCAUUCGCUCACACAGUCACACCUUGGUGGUGGUAAACUUCCUUAGUAGUCACAGCUGCCCUGUGGCAGACUGACAGAAACGUGGCUGCCAUUUUGCGCCUACGGCCUCUCCGACCACCACCACACAGCAUUCACAAUCAUACAUCAGUGGAGGACACACACUGGGAGCAAGGUGGGUUAAGUGUCUUGCCCAAGGACACAACGGACAGACUUGGGAUAGGGGGUAAUCGAAGCGCCAACCUUCCAGUUAUUGGACGACCGCUCUACCUCUUGAGCUACUGCCGCUCAAAAAGAGGGACUACAUUACUCUGACUCUUUGCUCACUAAAUGAGCUCCCCCCUUCUUUUUCCACAGAGCCCCUGUCCCCAUAUCAGACUGUCAGAGAUCAUCUGACUACAACUUUGUCUUUCCAGAGAUGGAGGACUUAGUGUCAUGGGUACAGGCCCUAUGGGUAUUACACUCACUAUUAAAAACCAACAGACUAUCCCUUUAAAAGGAUGAGCAUCCCCAGUUUCAAGUAGCAAGUUGCUUUUGUGAUGGUGUCUGGUAGUUGUCUUAGUGCUUGUAUUCCACUGAUUGAUUGUAAUUAAAUUUGAAGAGCUGAGUAUGUUGCUGUAACCCAUGGUCACUGUUGGAUCACCUCAUGCAUAUUACAAUGCUGCGUACUUGUAGCUCAGUAAUGAAUGCUCAAUGAAGGACGUUGGGAGAUGAAAGCUGCCUGCUGUAUCCUCUGCCUACGAUCAGGUUUGAUGUACAGGGUUUCACCUAAACAAGUUUCACCUUUCUUCUGUUGAGACUCAAAGUCAUAAUUAGCUUGACCUUUGUCAUGUAAGUCUGAGACCUGCCUGCCAGACCUUAAAGAAUGUGCUGACUCCGAUUUAGAUCACUGCAGUUGUAACUGAUUGGCCUCAGGGUGGUGACUCACUGGGGAUAUGCUCUUAAAAAUUAUAUAGAAAAAACGAACAAGAAAUCAAUGUUGUUUAAAAAAAAAAAAGAAAAACAGCAUCAGUAAUGAGAUGCAAGCAAGCGUGGCUUUGGAAAAUUAAAGUGCACAAACAUACGGAAGAGUGAUAGUACUAUGUUCAGUAUAUGGGAUGAUAACUGAACAAACACGGUUAUUCUACUAGAGUUAAAACAGCACACAUUGGUGCACACACAAACAGUCUAUAAAGUUGACUGACAGCUGAUGGUGUGGUCUAGUGGUAAUGAUGACGACGGGGGCUCAGAGUUGCAUGAAGAGAAGAAUUUACUUUUAUUCAGCUUUAUUCCUCGACAUAUUAAAUUGAAAGACAAACUAGACAUCCACACCAAAAAUAGAUGCUGUUAAUCUGCUCUAAAAUCUGAAAAAUUGAGAAAUGAUUGCCGAAAAUUCUUUAUAAGACACAAUAUGGCUGGACUAUAACCAAAGUUGUUGAGCUCAUGUAUUUUUUUUUGUCCUUUUUGUCUUAAUUCUGUGCAGACGCAUUGAUGACGAUAUGGGCCGAACUCAUGAACUGGAACACUCUGCCAUCAAGUGCAUGAGAGGGAUCCUCUACUGCUACAUGAGGCAGGCUGACAAGGUGAGGGUUUUGCUCCUGCUGUCACAUUGCAGGUUCCUUUUAAAGGCAUCCUGCAGUCACGCGCAGUAUUACGGAUCAAACAUGCUCCAGAGCUGCUUUUCAUCAAAGCCUGUCUGAGCUGCUGCUUUGGACUCAUCCUGUUCCUCUCAUAAUGUUCAUACAUACACAAACAAAUCACAACAGGAGUCAGCUGCUUUUGUCCUAAGGGUGUAAUAUCCAACAAUCUGUUAAUUGCCAGAGACUUGAGCUCCAAAGGGGGGGGGGGGGGGGGGUUCACGCCUUGGCUACAGGAAAGCAGUAUAUGCAUGAGUAUGAAAAGGCUGCAGAAAAAAAUAGCAAAUCAUACUCUUUAACACACCUUUAGCAGAAACAGUUAAAUGUUUUUUUUCUAAAUCCUCUGGGAGCAGGAUCUUUGAAUAGAGUAGCAGCCGGUCAUGUCACUGUGUUCAUGCAUGUGUACAGCGUCGUGCCUUUGAAAGUCAUUGUGUUUUAUCUAGCAUUGACCUUGACAACCUAAUUUAGGGGAGAGCCUUCCUGUGUCUUAAUUACAAAGCUUGGUUUACACACUUAAUUACACAGAGCAGUGUUCGUCGCGGCCCCGUCUCCAACACUUACGAGGAACAUGGAUUUUUUAAUGAAGACGUGUCACAGGCCACAGCCGGGCAAAUAUCACUGAACAGCAGCUGGGUCCUAUUCAUAGACUGAAGAAAAGAAGUAGACAAAGCAGCUAUGACAGGCAUGUCCAAACUGUUCCACGAAGGGCCGUGUGGCUGCAGGUUUUUCUUCCAACCAAGCAGCAGCACACCAGACUUGAUUCAUUUCAUCGGCUGAUCUCAGUCUGCAGACAGCUGAUUGGUCAGACUGCGUGUUCUUGAUUGGUUGGAAGAAAAACCUGCAGCCACACAGCCCUUUGGACAUGCCUGAGCUAUGACGUUAGCAUAAACAGUUAAUAGAUAGACAUAGUAUUGCCAAAGGUGUUUGAAGAUGACACUCACCAUCUCGAAAUGCCGACCAACUAGCCAUACCCUUGAUUUCACCUUAUUAUGCCUUCAUACAACCCAAACAGAUGAGUUAUAAAAACAAAGAUUUCAUAAAUAAUAAUGUCAUAAAUUGUAGAGAACAUGUUUCAAUGUUAUGAGAAAAAUUAGCAUUUGAAUUUGUACUCUGAUGAGGUUUAAUGGGCCUCAAGCAGACAGUCAAGAAUCUGCAUUUUUUUUCGCUUUUUCAUUGGCUUUGUGUUUCAGACCAGAGAAGAACUCUGGGAAAUUGGCCACUGGCUUGUGGUCCACUGUGUUAAAGCCCUGAUAGGUAUUCUAGGAGAACACCAAACGUGGGUCUGUGUGUACAACUUUGUAUUUUUGCUGUCUUGGCCAGGUCUCCCUGAAAAAGAGACUUUAGUCUCCGUGGGACUAACCUGGUUAAAUAAGGGUUAAAUGAAAAUAUGUACUCAAUGGUUUGCCAGUAAUACACAUGGGUUGUUUGUUUUUUUUUAAAAAACACAGAUUAUUCAUUCUUCUGUGUAAGUUGCUAAAUGUGUGCUGUACAAAUAUUUCAAAGAUGAAGUAAAAUGCAUUGAUUCAUGAUGGAGACAUUGAACUAAUUUGGAGGCGUUAAAUAUUUCUUUAUAAACAAUUGAUUAAAAAACUGAAGUGCUUUCGUGUGAAAUCUGUUGUUAGCUCAGUGAGUAACCCCCAGAAAAUCCAUACCCCACCAGACUCUGUAGAGUCUGUGUGUGAGAAAGAUUGUAGCCCUGUAUGACUUGUGAUUUUAGAUAAACAGCCUUCUGCUUCACAUUUCUGUUUUUUAAAGCUCUUUUUCAAUUUUUGUAAGAAAUAAAACAUGAAAACACGACAAGAUGCACAACACCACAUGGUAGACUAAACGAGCACUUGAGCAGCCUAAUAUAUGUCAAUCUAUCGAUAAAGGCAGAUACAAACCAUUAAUAUAUUUGUGAAGUAACACAGACUUGGUAGGAUGUGAACUUUAAAUAUACCUGCUGACAUCUUCUUAGCUUCCUGCUUUCUCAACGGUGAUUAGCUCUGACUUUAGAGGGCUGUACACUGGCUCUUAUACUCAUCAGGAGCAGGUUUUGAACAUCAAAUGUAUCUCUUGGUGAGUGGUUAAAUGGGAUGCAGGACUUCUGUGUUGGUGGUAGAUGUAAAUUAAAUGCACUUAGAGGCAGGCUUGUACUGUUUACUGAGUAAAAUAGUGGGCAAUGAAGUGUUGCUCUAAUUUGAAGCACAUAUUGGUGCAAUGCAGCACUUGAAACAAUGGGAAAGAUGUGUGUCCUCUCAAAAAAUCCCAGAGUAGAGCCACUUGACUCUGUGGCUCUGCUGGAGCAACAACCAGGGGGCCUCUACACACAAGUAGGUUUUAUGAAAAUGCGAACAGCAGUGUCUAUUGUUGGCUGCUGAUGUAGGAAGGUUUUUCACUCAUCUUCACUCACAAGCAUGCUUACAUCAGCCGCUGAGGGAUAGCAGGAAGUGGAGCAGCUUGUGUAAAAGUAGGACAGAGGGUCUCCAGUAUGACCUGGCAAGGACAGAAAAAGGUCUGCAGAGGUAGAGAGCCUGAGGAAAGAAGGGAUUUUAAAAAAGAAAGUUUGAGAAAAGAAAUAAAAACAUGGUGAUUAAGAAAAGAGAGGAAAAAUAAUAGAGGGAAAGAAGUAGAGUAAGAAGCAAGUAGGAGUGGGAGGUAGAGAGCGCAAAAACGAAGGUGGGAAGUGGAGCCUGAUGAUUGAGAGAGCAAUGAGAGAUGUGGAGCGAUGAGGAACAAACAAGGGAAAAAUGGGACAAAGGGGCCAAUUAUUUAUAACUCAGCGUGAUGGGACAGGAGGCCCGGCUAUAAUUUGGGGUGUAGCUGAGUUAGUGCUGCACAAACAGACACACAAACAGACACAUAGAAAAAUGAUAACAGAGCAGAACAGAGACAUUAUCUCUGCUUUAUAACAUCAGGAGUUUAAAGAUUGACCUGUUUGAAUCAGUCAUUGAACUCUGGUCAAGAAAAUGUCAGUGUCUUGCCUUCUAACAUAGUCAUUUUUGCCUGAUGAACAGUAUGUGUUACUAAGCAAAAGUGUCCUGUGUUGUCAUGAUGAAGCCAGUGCAUUGCACUCUUGGACCAUGCCUUGCUUAAUGUCAGGGAUAAUGCAUCGUGAGUGGGUAGUUAUGUGAAGUGGAUUUGCAAGAGGAAGUUGAGGGGUCAGGUUUCACCCCACCUUUCAGAGAAGCUAGAAAACACACCCAGAGAUAACGCCUCCAUGUGUGUAUCUGAUGUUAUGAAACUUUGGUGAGGUUGUGUCUGGACAUCCAACAUUGUAAUAGUUAUCAAGACAUCAUCAAAUCAAAGUGACAACUCUGGAGCAGUACAGUCUACUAUACAUCAUCACAACCAAGAAGGUAGAUUUUUGUUUGUUGACUCGAGACAAAAACUCACUUUCAGACUUGUUCAAGGCUGUAAUGUUGUUUUAAGAUCCAGGAGGAUACUGGUGUUUCCUGUUCCUCCCACACCUCCUCUCACCUGCAUGUCAUCCCUCCUGUCUCCUCUCUGUGUCUUUGUCUACCAGGUGGAAGAGUUCAAACAAGACCCCAGCCCCUCCAAGUGUCUGCACUCAGUGUUCAAUGUGGACACUGGUGACGAGGUUCACUCCUACAACGACUACCACCACCUGCAGGUUAGCAGAACACUGACAGAUAUAAAGAUAUAAAGGAAAUGAGCCAUUAAUUAGGAGAAUAACAGGAAAAUGAAACCUUUCAUAACCACAAAGAUUGUACGUGUACGUCUUUGGGUUUGGAUCUGAGUGUUAUCAGGAGUUCAGAUGGAGUGAACAUACUUACAAAGGUUAAAGACCUAGUUAUAAAGUUUAACCCCUCUGUUACAUUUUAUGUGGUGCUGAAAACUGAAAAAUAAAUUCCGCCUGCUGUAGUUAGUUAAGAAACUCAAUGAUAUCAACUUUCCCAAAGAUAAAUAAACAAUAAAAUGAGCAAUUAUGUGAGCAAAUUAUACACUAAAUAACACAUUAGACUUGCAUCUUUGUUUGGAGUUCAAAUACCUCUAAAAUGUGUCCUUUGUUUUUCCCCUCAGCUUGGCAUGUAGGGACGGCUUUAACAAAUUGACUUGACCUAUUUGACCCAGAGGUGGAUGUGCAUCAAACCAGCACUAAAACAACUUAUUCUCCUGUCAAUGAUAUUGACAAAGGUCAACUUGAUGUGUGACAUUUGAGUGAAGACUACAUUACCAGUAAUGGGUGGCCAAUGCAUCAAGUGAGCAAGAUAGAAAAUCAAAAUGGGAAAAAGUGGAAGGAAAAAAACCUUACAAGGCCAAAAGUCAUCCCUGAAAUAAGUAAAACAUUAUUUUAUGUAUUAUCUUGAUUCUUUUAAAUCAAGAAAAUUCCACUGAGUGAGACUGACAAAACAUACCAAAAAAAAAAACAUUAAAAAAUAAUGUUACAGAGCUCACUGUUUAAAAUCAAUGUAUCCAGACUGAAAACAAGAUAAACGGUUUAGGAAAGAUUAAAGACAGCUGCAUCAUUCAGUUUCCAAAACUACUGCAGGUGUCUUGGAGGUGGUGUGCGGAGGUUUUGGCUGGUUAUAAAACUGGCUGAAAUAAAUACAGAUCUUUGACUGAUAAAGGAAAGGAAACCAUCAGGGAACAAACUGAAUCCUGACAAAGCAUCUUUUUCAAAUUUAUGUGUUUAACACGUGGAGAGAUGGCAGUGGGAAAAAUUCUUCACAAAGGACAUCCUGACUGACCAAGCCCUUCUUGGGUUUAUGGUUUUCACACUAACUUUUUUGUUCAUGACAAUUAUGGCGCCCCCUGUGGAGAAAGUGACUUAUCAGGGCCCCAUAGACCACCUGGUCUGACAUAUAAUGCCCCCCCCCCCCCCCUGGAUAUUGUUGCAGAAAAAAUGAUUGUUGAUUUCUCUCAGUUUCAUUGGAAGCUCAAAAUAAAGAUGCAAUAAAGCUUAAACAACAGAAUUUCUCUGAGCUGACAACUUCUCACUAAAAAUAAAUAUUUUGCCAGGCUCAUGCUCCCUUAAAUAAUGAUGGAUCAUCUUAAUCAGCACCAUUGUUAAACACUUACUGAAUAUUUAUUUCCUGUCUUUGAUUUCUUGUCCAUCUACUUUGUUAUGAAAUGAGUUGUUAUUGAUGAUCCAUCCUUUUGCCUAAAGCCUAUUAGCUGAUAUAAAGCUCUCAUCUGGCUCUGAACACCAUGCGACAAAUCAAACAACUCUAUGGACAAAUGACCACGUAUCCCACAGUGUAUUAUGGCAGUCAUGUUGAAAUAAAAUCUAUUCCACUCUCCCUUCUCUCUGUUUCUCUCUGUGUGCAGAUCGAUGCCGUUUCUCUGUUCCUGCUGUACCUGGUGGAGAUGAUCUGCUCGGGUUUGCAGAUCAUUUACAACACUGAUGAGGUAAACAACACUCUGAAACCACUGCCAAAGAGAUCGAUCUGAGACAAUAGGGAUUUAAGUCUUUUCCUGUCUAUUGCUCUGAUAUUUUUUGGCUAAUCCACAAUCAGCAAUCAGUAUUCAGUCAAAGUCCCAAGAGGUUUAAAAUAACUUCUUUAUCUGCAGUGAAUGAUGAUACAUUUUCUCAAGGUUCUUCUUCUGCUCUACAUCAUGCACACUGCACUAGUGUUUCAUUCAAGGCAUUUCAGAGAGAAAUCCUGUCAAAACUGUAUUACUUAGGGAUGUUAUCAUUACCAUUAUCAUCAUCUUCAUCAUCAUAUUGAUAAAAUCUGGCCAAUUCUCAAAAAAGAUGUUGGCUGAGCUGUAGGUUUUUCCUCCCUUUCAUGACACAGGUUUUUGGCAUCUUUUGCACACAGGCGAUGAUGAGUCAGUGGGCUCGUCAUCAUAGCCAGCUCUGAAGGCAAAAUAGUCCUAAAAAAGACUCUGGCAGCUAUUUCUGUUCAUCAGCACAGGGUGUGGAGUUAUUCUUCAGAAAGAUGACUUCUUGUUGUAGGUAGUGGGCAUGUUGAGGUAGAGGCAUUGCUUUUCUUCCUCUGAGCAUCAGCUCACUCUUUAUAAUUGUGUAGAAUGGACAAGGACAGAUGCUUUUCUUGCUGAUACUGACACCUUAAGGAGAUGCAGGUAAUUCUAUAUACUGCCAGUCUGUAAAAUGCAGCUUUUUCAGUCACUUAACUCACAGCCACACUAAAACAUCCAAACAAUGCCAGGUGCUGAAUGUCAGGAAAUUGUAGUAGUGUUAAAAAGCUUUUAAAAAAUUACAGAAAUUUCAGUACACUGUGCAGCACCACAGACAAUAGGACAUAAUGCUGUCUUAAAAUACUGAAAAUCUGGUUACUCUUCAUCCCCAGUAAACAAAAAAAUGUUGUAGAGGAAAAAAGGCUCUGAAGUCAGUCAUCUGCUCCUUGAAUCUCCUGCACAGCCCCUCAUUCAGACACAAACUCAGGAUAGAGGGGCAAUAGCUCAUUUUUAUAGUUUGGCUCACAUUUAUAUUUUUCCUGAGCCGCUCAAUUGACUUUCACAGGGAAACGUUUAGAUGAUUUCAUUGUAGAGGCUUAAAUGGCGUCCUGGGAAUCGAACAGGUAACAUCUUAUUUGGCGGUGCACCAGUGAAGACUAUUACUGAAGCUGUGCUUUAAGUGAUUUUCUGUGAGUCUGCUGUAUCUGUCCAGUGUUUUUUUUUUUUUGUUUUCUCUUUUUCAUGUCGGGCUGGUAGUAAAACAGGAAGACGCCUGGAUGUUGAGUUUACACACUGUGCUGUUUAUUGUGUGGCCCUGAGGAGCAGUUGGAACUUCAUUAAUUCUGUUAGUUUUAUAGUGAGCUCAUUCACAGCUUUACUUAAUGCCACAGAGUGGGGAAAUGUGUGCCGGCGGUGAGGGAAUCCAUUUGUUUACUAGAUCGGGCUUAUCUUAAGAAAGUGAGGACAUGGAGAACCAUUUUGCCACCAACCAAUUAGAGUGUGCACUUUGUUUACAGAGAACUCUCCCUAAUUACCUUUCAUUUUUCCAUUUCUCAAUGCUGAUGGCAAACAAAUUGACAAUAUAACUUUUUUAUGAGGGCAGUCCUGUUUGUCCAGCAGCUUUAAUUUGCAUGUUUAAACACUGCUUAUUAGGUUGUCUAAUUCAAGCUGAAGUAGUCUGAAGCCCCUAUUGCUCUUCUGUUAACAAACAUCAGAUCUGGGGUGCAGCAGGACUUGUGAUAUCCUCUCUGAACACUGUCUAAAUACUAUUUCAUUCGGCUAAUCACAUAAUUAGGGUAUCAUUCAAUAGACUGUUGCUAGCUGUCACUGCUUGUGAAGUCUUUUGGUGUUUACGUGACUGGACUAGAAGCUGCAUUGCAGCAUUUUUUCUGGUGCUGGUAUAGGAAGGCUGAGGCGUGUCCACUGAGAAGAUACACUAUCGACCUCCUUCCAGAUGUCAUUUUCAGUUUCAUGCAGCAUGAAAUGGAGUGUCUUAUUAGCUGUUGUCUGUGUUGUUUUUUCGCAUUAACACUGCUAUGUGAAAAAGCAACAGCACAUGCAUGUAGAACAAAUCUCAAAAAUGUACCUGUGUGCUUCAACAAAAAGAUAUCAACUUACAGGGCCGGUUGUGUCUCGUCAUGAAGACAGAGAGGCUUGUUUGGCCGCUGGGCAGUAACAUUCAUUAAGAUACCAUUAAGAUACUAAAAAGUCCCUCUCGUUAAUCACUGCGCUCAUAAAAAGCCCAAUAAGAGAGAAAGAAAGAGAGAGCCAGCGCACACCUUCCUCUCCUCCUCAGCCUCAUCUGUGUCACUCCCUCUCUUUCUGCCCUUCUUCAACAUUCUGGCCUAUUAAAGUCCGACAGAGGUUGAAUCUGCUUCUCUCCAUCUUUCUCUCCUCCACUCUCUCUCUCUCUCUCUCUCUCUCUCUCUCUCUCUCUCUUUUUUCUCUCUCCCACUUUGCCAUUUUAGAUUAAAUCUCCCAUCAGUCACGCGCGCGCACACACACACGCACUUGCUACUUUUGGGCCUUUUUAAUGAUUCAAGGCCUUAAAGGCAUCACACCUUUUAUGCCUCUCUCCUUUUUUUUUAUAGGCUGCCUAUUGAUUUUGACAUCUCUCUCUCUCUCUGAGAAACAGUGUCCCUCCUCUCUCUGUCAGUGUGCGCCAAAUGAAGAACAAGUAGGAAAAACAGUCUCACUGUGUAAACCUCAAACUAUCAUGGCCACCUUAUUGUUUGGCUGUGAACUCAAGGACACUGGAGAUGAGUUUUUAAAGUCAGUAAGGAAAGGGCACCCUGUUCAUUUUUCAAAACCAGCUCUGAAUGGAUACUGUGAUAUGUAUCUGUUCAGUUUUUGUCAUGCACACUUAAACAGCUCCAAACAGUGCAACACUUAAGAACCUUAUUCCAUGUUGUCUGCACCUUCAGGGUGAUUCUGUCCUUGUGCAUUGAUGAGGUAUCAGCUCUCUCAUCCACUUUCAUAACCUUUUUAAUGAGGAGAGUUUCAGACCUCACACAAGAUCAAUAUGAAAAGGUCACAAAUGAUUGUGUGCAAGUGUGACUGCAGCUUAGAUUAUGUACACUCUGUGUUUGUGUGUCUCACAUCAUGUUUACUUCCUGCAGACUGCCUGUGUGUAUAUGUGCAUGCAUCUGCGUGCGUGUGUGUGUGUGCAUAUUCAAUCCCAAUGUCCCCUGCCUUCCCGCGUUUGAUGUGUGUGUUACUGUGUGUGUUUUUGUGCAGGUUUCCUUCAUCCAGAACCUGGUUUUCUGCGUGGAGAGAGCCUACAGGGUGCCUGACUACGGCAUGUGGGAGAGAGGCAGCAAAUACAACAACGGCAGCACUGAGCUGCAUUCCAGGUCAGUCAGCAGCUCAGCAACACAUAAAUAAUGUGCUAAAAGAGAGUGCACACAGUGGAGCUCAUAUGUUGGUAUUUAAAUCUACAAAGUCAUUGUAGAGGUGGAAUAACAGCACUCAUAACAUGCUAUCUUCCUUGUUUGUCUGCAGCAGCUAUAUCAGCUUAUUUAAAUACAAUAUUUACAGUGCUACGGGCAAAGCAUAACAGAUUAAUUAAAGUUGUAUUUAACCUAUAAUCUCGUCAAAUUCAGACAUAAAAAAUGCUUCUAUAUUUCUCAGAAGUACUGUAUGAGCGCCCCCAUGAGUCUUAUUUAUCACCUCAAAUAGUUGGGUGUACGUUUAAAAAGUCAAUUAUUAUUGAAGUACUUCAAACCACAGCUUUUAUUGUUGAACUGUACACCUAGAGGAUUUAUUCUCCACAGAGCUGCUUUUAAUUACCUGGCAAGUAUUAAUAGGGUUGUUCAUGGGUAUAUAUUUUAUCUAACAAGGAUGGGCAGAAUCAUCCGCUCAUAGGAGAAAAUCUAUGGUGACUAGUUAGCUAUCAUAGUGGCCUACCUUGUGUGUUCAGGACUGUCUGAGGUUAAACAGGUUCACUUUAAGGAUGUCUUUAGCAGCAACAUAUGGUGCAUUCCAUUUACCUUGGAAGUCAGAGCUGGGAAUGACGUCACACCUGAGUCAUCAGCAUUUCAGAUACAAAGUCAGAAAAAAGUAGCCAACAGCCAUAAACACCGGCUGAAACUGCCAGGCUAUGGUUUGCCGUUGUCAGCACAGCCUGUUUUGGAGCUUGCAUAUACACAUGAAAAAUGUAAAUUACACUAUGACAGCAUUUCCAUAUCUAUACAUCUAACAAUACUAUUGUUUACAGCUGACUUAUUGUGACAAAAAAUAGUAAAAAGUGUUAAUAAAAAGAUUAAUACAGGAGCUUCUACUUGCUGUUUACAACUGGUGCCACCAUCUUUAAAUGUCAACCUAGGGGUUGUGUGGAUCAUCUGACUUUCUGAGUUGGAAAUCUGACCUCUGGGUUCGUUCUAGUUGAAAGCUCCGACUGUGGCAUGUGGCGUGUGGUGUAUCUUGUGGACCCAGAAGCAGACACGGAGACAGAUAGUAAAUUAAAGAUGUAAUUUUAAUGUCCAACUCAAGGGAAAAGGCACAAGAGAAAGUCCGGUUGGCUGGCUGGCUGUUGUGUGGGCUGGAGACACUGUAGAGAAAACAGAGGAGAUGAAAGUGAGAAGGCAUACAAGGAAUCACAGGGAGCAAAAAUUACUAGCACUUAGCCGAGGAGAAGGCCGGGAGAAGCGUUUGUACCACUGAGGAGUGAAGACAAUACUCAGGCGCUGAGACUGAGGGCUGCUGGCUUCUCAAAGGGCCUUGAUUGUAGAUGCAGUGCAGGUUUGGAGUCUCACUCAGCCUCAGCGACCAGAGGAAGGGAAAGUGCACUGAAACAACAGUCAAGCCAGACCAGGAACACAAGGAAAAUGGGAAGUUAAACCAAAAUUAAACAGGAAGAAGAGGCGUCUCACCACACCGACUCGGAGCUCAAAAAUCCCGAAUUCUGAGUACAACUGAGUGCACCAAUAAGCACAGUCAUGGAACAUUCAAUUCAGAAACUGAGGUCAGCAAUAAAGUCAAUAGAUUAUAAAAUAAUGCACAACAUGAAUGACGGCUUCCUUCUUGACUUGCAAGGUAAUUUUUGGUAAAUUUCUGUUUAAUUUUAAUGUGAAAUUUCAAGAUUGCAUUUUAUAAAUUUCUGAAAUAUAAAUUGCAUUUAUAUAUCAGCCCUCACUUACUUUACACUGUCAUUUUUCACACAAAGUUGUGGAAGCCUAUAAGGACACUUGCAGCCUGUACCUUCGACAGGCAAAGAGAAUUUGGGCCAGCUCAUGACCACAGCUUUAAAAAACAAUAUGGUUGAUAAAGAGAGAGCGAGAGGUUUCAACACCAGAAAGAAGUAAGAAAGAAAAACUGCCAGCAAAAAAAAAAUAAAAAAUAUAUCACAGAUCUGAUCAUCUGACCUUUUCUUCUGUAUGUAAGCACAGUCUGUAAGUUUUAAAGCACGUGAAAUUCACUCCUACAUCUAACCUCAAUAAAGAAAAAAAAGUGUGCAUCUAGCCUGUUUUGAAUGGUAUCGUUAUAAAUUAAUGGUUUGAAUUACUAUAUGCUCCAGAGAUUAAGAUUUUGGACCACUUGUCAAAACACCAGCACUGUUGCCCCAAACUGAUUUAUCAUCCAAGGUCAAAGUGGCCUGUUUCUCUUUCCUCAGAGUCUUGAUAAAGAUCCUCAAUUUCUCCUUUUUUCUUAUCUCUGCAAACCUUGUCUUUUUUUUCCCUCCUCCAACAAACUAAGGCUAUUGGCAGCAGCUUGCUGAGAUGUCCUCAAGAAAAGAUAACAGAUUAGAUGUCGGGAUGCAGCACUGUGUCUUAAGCUUUUUGUGUUUCCUUUCCCCGAGGUCAUGCUUAGGAUUGCUACAAUUAGUAAACUAGCUUAUACAUGUAGUUGUGUAAUACCAUUUAACAUGCUGUAUGCAAACAAUGCACUACAGCAGAGACAGAUUCAUAAUGAUGAACAAGAUCUGUCUAAAUGAUCAAAUUGAACAGUCAUCUGUAGUCAUCGAUUGCCAGCGGGCACAGAGAAAAGGCUUUUUGAAAAUGAACAGGAGAGGAUGUGUUUUUUGGCAGAGUAUUCAUCCGUCCAUUUCAAAUUAAAUGAGUCAUUUUAUCUGCUUCUGCCUCAUGUUUAUGAUCACACUCAGUAAAAUGAGUAGGCUGGAGCUGCGCUAUUUAGGAUAGUGUAUCUAAUCUUUUAUGCAUAAGGAUUUUUAUUAAUAUUUCAACUGUUUGUGAGUAAAUGUGAUUUUAUUUGAAUUAUAACAAACAGGACUGUGCUUACAAAAUACUGAACAUGUCAACAUCAAAACAUGGACAACAGUGCAAAUUGAGCACAUCAAUAUGAAAGCUUACUGUGAUGUCUGCAGGGAUUAAAGUUCCCUGGAGCCACUCUAGAUUUCUGUCAAUUUCAUAUUCACUAGUUAUGUCAUAUAAUAUAAAUAUAGUCGAGGGGAAAAAACAGGAGAAAGAUGGUUGGUGAAAUGAAUUAUGUGCAUUUUAUUAUUAUCAUUUUUUUGCUUAAUUGCUUUGCGUAAUUAAUGGUAUCACAACACUCCUCUCAUCAGCUGUGCCUUGACUGGUUGAGACCAAUAGUAAGUGAGGUAUUAUUAUUAUUGUUCUUAGAUAUUUUAUAUCCAAAAGCUGUUUACUUUUUUUACUGUGUUUUAUUCAUUAGCAGUAUUUCACCAAAUAUACAUGUUUUUAUUGUGUCAGUCGGAUGUAUAUUAAAUCGAUGAAUCAUUGUGUACGGGUUUCUUUUUAACGUCAUCCCGUCAUGUCUGGGCAUUACAGCAAUGACUCAAAUUAACUCUGGCUACAGAGAUAUACAUGAGAAAGAUCAUCAAGUUAGAGUUAUGUAUAAGUCAGUAUUUUUACCUGCAGCCUGAUCUAAUACACACAGAGAGCACUUUUACUAUGGGCUGAGAUUAGUGCCACUAGAAACUGAAAUUGAACAAUCAUAUUGAAUUUUAAAAGCAGGAUUUGAAAUUGAAAUUCAUGUCAAAUUCACAUCAAUAGAAGCUGUGUAAAUCUCUGCUAGAUUACUCCUCAUGGACGAAAAUGACAUCAUGGCUGUGCCGUGCAAGACUUGAAUUGUAAGACUGAAUCUGAAUUUUGCAAACUGAAAUUGAGUUUUUUUUUUUUUUUUUAAUUGAAGAAAAAAGAGUUGAAUUUUCAUGUAGGUUAAAUACGGUUUCACAGCAGAUACAUGAAUGUAUGUCUUUGAAGCUCUGACCUGGCUUCAUUCCCAUCAGCAGUAAAACCUUUCUAUGGCUGCCCAAAUUGAGAUUGCGGGCUGUGAAGAGAGCUGAGGUUGGUGUAAAUUCUCAGUUUUCAAGAACUGUUGUCAAGGAGCUCUGCCACCUCAGAAGCUAGUGAACUGGAUCCAAAGAUCCCUGUUUAUAUGGCAGAGUUUAGGUACCUGGAAAAUUGCAUCCAAUGUUUUUUUUUUUUUUUUAAUAUAAAUAUUUGUACUAGUCCUGCACUAAAAUCUAGGUUUGUGAACUGGUUUCAUUCUCCUUUUAACAUUGGGUAUCCUUGAAAAAUUCAGCUGUUGGAGUCUGCCUCAAGCACCCAUAGGCAAUAUUGGAAAUAUCAACUAAAUUCUGUUGCACUUUCCUUCAGUUUCACUUAAUGCAUUCAGCUGCCCUGCAAAUUACCCUUCACACAUUUUACUGUAAGAGCAAGUGAAUAUUGAUGAGCACUCUACAGUAUGAACUGAUGAGUUUCCAAUAACAUUUUCAUUAUAUCACGCUGUAUCUCGAGCUGAUAUCUGUAAGUGUUGCGUCAUGAUGCUGCUUAGCUUUUCUAUCUAGCAUCACUUUCUCAACUUCCUGUUUUCUCACUAAGGAUUGAAUCUUCUCUGUCUCUGCAUGAAGUGCAGACAGCCUGGCUGAACUCUUUUGGCUGUCUUCUUGUGGAACAAGGAGUGAGUUUCAGCAGAGCUUUCAGUCAGGCUGGAUCUUCUGUAUUCUUUGCAUUGAUUCUGGUUUCUCUAAUGGUACUGAAUGCAUUCUGAUACAUCGGCAGAUCUACUGCCAGUUGUCCCCAAGUUCCCUUCUCUCCCCUUACACCUACCCCCUAUCUUUGCUCAGAAAAUCUCAACGGGAUAGAAAGCUAAGCAAAAUGACAGUGAAAUUGACUCACAUUUAUUCUGCAUUGCAAUCAAAGAAGCCAGCCAGUGUGAAAUUUACAGCAAAGUUUUUAUUAAAGUGAUCCAUUAUCUACACUACAGUUGUGACGUGUUCAGCUUUAUUGAGUCCUAACAGGUAGCAGUUUAAGAUCUAAAUGACUUUUUUGUUUUAGGGAGGAAUUCUAGCACCUGAGAAAAACGUAUUCUUCCCUUCACUAGCCUCCACAUAGUUAAUAACAAAUUCUUUCAAAUCGGCCCCCCAAAUGCAUCAGUAUAGGUGAAAGCUGGUCACUGUAGAUUGUGUAACUGUCUGUGAUGUUUUCUCUGCAGCUCUGUAGGCCUGGCUAAAGCUGCCCUGGAAGCCAUCAAUGGAUUCAACCUGUUCGGAAACCAGGUAAUUGAAUAAUUCACCUUAUUCUGACUCCUUUCCUCUACACUCUACGUCCUUGUCUUGAUACGAGCUCCAGGACACAUAUGAAUUUGCCCCCUAUAUAAUCAUGUCAUGUGGUGCUAGAUCGUAUUAUAGAUGGAUGACCUAUUUCUGUAUUAAGCUUGCAGAGGCUCAUUACUUCCCCUCACAUCAGUGUGAUAUGCAGUGCUGACGUCAGCUGCAAAGAAUGGCAUGCUGCCUAAGAAUAAGAAUAAGAAGAACUUCAUUAAUCCCCAAAGGGAAAUCCAAUUGUUUGUUGUCUCACUAGACAUGUCUCUAAAAGUUAUCUACUAUUUACACAAGAGUUAUACAGUCUGAUGGCUGUUGGUACAAAAGAUCUUCUGAAUCUUUCUGUCCUACAGCAAAGAGAGAGGAGCCGUCCACCACCAUUGGCCCUUUGGUCCAUUAAGGUGUUGUGAAGUGGGUGAUUCAUGUUCUUAAGAAUAGUCUCCAUCUUCCUCAGUGUAGAUCUCUCCACCACAUCCUCCACUGAGUCCAGCUUGAGUCCUACCACAGAGCCAGCCUUUUUCACCAGUUUAUUUAGACGUCUUGCAUCUUUGUGUUUGAUACUUCCUCCCCAGCAGACUGCAGCGUAGAACAUAACACUUGCCACCACAGUCUGAUAAAACGUCUGCAGCAUCUUACUACAGAUGUCUAUUGAUCAGAGUCUUCUCAGACAAAAGAGGCGGCUCUGCCCCUUUCUGUAGAUGAAGUCUAUAUUCUUAGACCAGUCCAACUUAUUAUCCAGAUGUACACCUAGGUAUUUAUAUGAUGUCACCACUUCGAUGUCCACUCCACAGGUGUUCACUGGCUGAAGAGGGGGUUUGGAUCUACAGAAGUCUAUGACCAUCUCCUUUGUCUUUGAGGUGUUGAGGAGGAGGCAGUUUUUGUGACUCCAGUCACUGAAGGCUCUUAUUAGAUCUCUGUAUUCAGCUUCUUGUUCAUUUCUGAUACAUGCCGCAAUAGCGAUGUCAUCUGAGUAUUUCUGGAUGUGGCAGGACUCAGUGCUGUAUUUGAAGUCUGACGUAUACAGUGUGAACAGGAAUGGCGCCAGCACUGUCCCUUGUGGAGCCCCUGUACUGUUCAUUAAUGUCCCAGAAACACAGUUCCCCAGCCUGACAAACUGUGGCCUCCCUGUCAGGUAAUCUGUGAUCCUGGAAACACAGGAAGGAUCCACUCCCAUCUCUGUAAGCUUGUCUUUGAGUAUGGUGGGUUUGAUGGUGUUGAAUGCACUUGAAAAGUCGAAGAACAUGAUCCUUACAUAAACCCCAGGUUCCUCCAGAUGGGACAGGGCACGGUGAAGCAUGUAGAGGACAGCAUCAUCCACUCCAAUGUGUUCUUUGUAUGCAAACUGCAGGGAAUCCAGUUUGUCUUUGACCUCAGACCUGAGAAGGCGUAGAAUCAGCCGCUCCAGGGUUUUCAUGAUGUGUGAAGUGAGGGCCACUGGUCUGUAGUCAUUGAGUUGAGCAGGACAUUUUGUUUUUGGUACUGGCACAAUGCAGGAUGUUUUCCACAAAGUAGGUACUCGCCCCAGCUGUAGACUCAGGUUGAAGAUCCUGUGGAGAGGUUGACACAGUUCUGCAGCACAGUCUCUAAGCAGCCUUGGACUAUCACUUGAAUCAAAGUUGGUAUUAGACUAAGACUAAUGAACUGUUUACAACCCAUUUUCAAAAACUUUGGGAUGCAGUGAUACCAUAGACGGCCUGCAGUAUAUGUCAUAAAUCCCGCCUCCGCCUCUUUGUUUCAUGCCGUUAACAUAAAGACUGUAUAUUAUGGAGGUGGCAUUGGUGAUGUUUGUAAAGCAGAAAUUUGAAGCCUGUCAGCAGCAUUUCCUUGUUUGGAAAUCCAGACUCAAUCUAACUUUCAGUCAGCCUUUUAAAGCGGGGCUUUUUGCCUCCUUGUAAAUAGCUGCAGUGUGUCAGCCUGUUAGUCAAGUCAGCCUCUGUUUUGCAAAUCUUGUAGCCUUACUAACUAGAUAUGUAUGUCACGGGUAUGCAUUUAUGCAUGACAUACAUAUUCCCUCCCUGUACAAUGGGUGCUGUGGAAGCCCUGAGCCAUCUAGACCAAAACCGUGUUUUAAACCAGACUGUAUUUAUUUUUUUCAAGUUUAGUGGGAACAUAGUUUCCUAUACUUGUUUGGUUGUUUGGUCUACCUUCAGGUAUCUGUAACAGUGUCCAUUAAUGGACAUGUUUCUUUCAUCUUUCUGGCUUGUUUGGAGUAAAGGAAAGCAGGGACAGUUAUUUCAUCUGAUAAUCGAUUAGAAAAUAAAGACCUGUGCUUAGUGAGCCACCACUCUAUUAUCUCUUUUCCUCUUCUACCAAAGCCAGCAGUGGCUUCUCUGACUGUCUCCUGCAUUUGAACAGUGUUUUUCUGAUCAGAGAGCGGGGCUGUCAGAAUGAGUGUAUAUUAGAGUCAUAGUUUGUUUUUCUCUUUUGAUCAGCUGCAAAAUGAGGGGUUUAACUGUGCCUGGAAAUGGAUUUUCUCAUCGAGCUCAUCUUGUUGAAAGAAUCAAUUUAUUGAGGUGGCUGCUUUAUGAUCCGUACUGCUGUGUGGGGCCUGCGUAAGUGAGUGUGUGUCUGUGUGUGUGGGAAUGGAAGUGCUGCAACCCAGCCAGUUUCUUAUUAAUGAUCUCUAUCAAUCUCGAUAUCCUAGCAGACCUCCAUCCUUCCUACACCAAAUGUAACUCCCCCAGACCCUUUAACUGAAACCUUCACUUCGCUCUGAACUGCGCUAUCUCAUUUUACAGUGGCUGCAUACUCUUGUGGGGGUGUGUCACUUUUAGCCUUUGCUCAUGAUUAAUGGACACACAGCCUCCACUUUCAUAAGCUUUUUCCUCUGAUCCUGCUGUGUCAAACAAUAAAUAUGAACAUAGUACAAAAACUUGACUGCAAGGAUUGAACCAAUCUUCCCAAAAAAUCUUCUAAUUUGCAGCCUGUCAUACUAUUCACAGAAUUACAGGACUGUCACCUAAUUCACACCCAAUUAAGGACAGGAGGAUGGGGGAGAGCAGAUACACACUAAACCCUAUCUACAAAUCUUUUUGAGAGCAUAAAUUAUGCUUUACUUUUCUCUCCUGACAGGAGAAGGAAGUGCCAAAUUCAAGGCACCAUUAUAGUCUUUGUGGUGUUAUUAGGACCAUAAUAUAGUCUACACCCUGUCACCAUUUAUUAGCAGCCCAUAAUAGCAGCAGUGACAUUGAUGGUUUUAUGGCAGAAAUUAUAGUGACAUGUAAUUGACUCAUAAUAUGGAGUCACUUUUUUAUACUCAGGGACGUGGGUGAACUCCUACAAAAGAAUGGAGUAUGAGUGAGGUAGUUAAGAGAGGAAGCAACAAGGAAGGAAAUAAAUACAAACUGUGAUAGAAUCACUUGUAUAUUUUUGAAACACAGGCCAAUAGACCCAUUUAACCUAUCCUUUCCCUUCUUGUAUCUCUUUAAGUUCAUCUUAGCUCACUCUCCACAUUAAAAGUCCCUGAUUGUUUCACAGUUAAAAUACCUUUAUCCUGAAACAAACACUUUCUGCAGUCAAGUUAAACAAUGUUGUACAAAUUGGGAAGUGGGAGAGAAUGACAACGCAAAUCACUUAUUCAGUACACUAUGUACUGAGUUUUUAACACAAUGUCAAUUACAGAAUCAUCUUUCUGAUCUCAUAUACAGAAUUGAGUUAAGGUGGACAAUGCAGGGUAGCCAACUCAAUCAAAUAAGAGCCGUGAUGAGCAAAGGCCCAAAGAUUUUUAUGAACUUCUCUGUAAAAUACAAGUUGCAUUAAUAUAACUGCAACAAGUUUUUCUUUUAGUCAAAGGAAAACAUGACAAAGGCAACUGCAACUAUUACACAAAGUCCUGUAGAUACCAAGUGAUCCAUCCUUUGUGUGUGUGUGUGUGUGUGUGUGUGUGUGUGUGUGUGUGUGUGUGUGUGUGUGUGUGUGUGUGUGUGUGUGUGUGAGAGAGAAUCUUUUUUGCAUACCCUUUCAGUCUAAGCCACUCUUAUUUUGAAGUCUGAAUAAUCAGCAGAGCCUCAGAAUUUAGACUGUGUUUACAAAACUGAAGCAUACGCCCAUUCAUAGUUUUUAUAUAUUUAUAUACAGCACUUUUGAUUAAAGUCUUAAAGGAUUGCCAUAAAAGGCUGCUUUGCCUCUUCAGUUUUAUUUAAAAAAUGGGAGCUCGCUUAAGAAACUGCUUUAAAAGAGCAUCUCUCUCAGGUAAACACUCAGUUCACAAACUGUCUUUUCUUUCCCUCUUGCUGCCGUCAGACCAGAGGAGAUUUCCCUGAGAGGACAUUUCACUGACACGCUGCACAGCUGCAUACAUUGGUGGCCAGCAAUUCACUGCACUAUGCAAAUUGCAACAGGAAAGCUUGCUUAUUUGACUAAAAGCCCUGGAUGGAUCUGUUUUUGGAGGAAAAAAACUAGACUCUAGCAAAGUUCAUACAUAAUGCAUUUGUCCUACAUUAGAAACUGCUUAGUAGGUUGUAGGAGUGACUCUGUUGGCUUUAUGUAAGCUCUGAUGGAUGGAUGAAGUGCACUGGACCAGCUUUUUACAGCUGAAAUAAAAAAAGGUUUGUUCCCUUCUUUUACGGAGUAAAGCCUCCCCACCACCAGGCGUUUAAGUGCACCGGAUGAACGGGUCGCAUUGUAGUCGAAGCACUUCAUUUUCAUACACGGGGACUUUUGAAGUGAGAGGAUGACUCCCGAAACUAUGUUGUUCAAGCACUCCCACAUUGUACUUCAAAAGCAUGUGCAACCCAAAAAUAUCUGCCUACUUUUACAGCCACAAAGUAUGUUUUGGAGAGUGGAGGUGUGAGGUGUGAAGGCGGGGGCUUGAAAGAAGACCUUAAGUCAUUUUAGCCAUUUUGUUGUCAAAUGUUUUUCCAGAUACAUGGUGAGGGAGCUUGUUGUGCAUUUUCUUGUGGGUGUUCACAUGCAGAGCAUGAGACUGUGGGCUGUUGAGUGAAAAGGUGAACAGUUCAGCUCUGAUGGUGAUGUUGUCUGUGUAUAUGUUUUUCUCUGCAGGGCUGCUCAUGGUCAGUGAUAUUUGUGGAUCUGGACGCCCACAACAGGAACCGACAAACCCUGUGCUCCCUGCUGCCCCGAGAGUCUCGCUCACAUGUGAGUCAAGUCUUUGCACUGAAAUCACUCAAUGAGAACGAAAACCUUGCACAUCAAAAUACCAGAUAUAGAAAUGCUCAUAUGCAAAUUUUAGCUCAAAGCUGAUGACCUGAGAUAUUUUUCCAAAAAAGAAAAUCACAAAACCACAUAAUGAUUUAACCCCCCCCCUUUUUUAAAAUAAAAGAGCAGCUCAGUGGUAACUUAAAUAAGAGUGCAAUAAACCUUCAUAUCCACAAGAAACUGGUCAUUUCAUGUUGUUAAGACCAUUUCUUCAGACUGCAUUGACAUGGCCGAUGACCACCACCUUCGAUAGAUAAACAGCCUGCAUUUACUGUAAGCCCCCACAGUAAAUACUGAUCACUGCGGUUUAAGCUCAACACCCGUAACCAGCUUAUCCAGGCUUCUCACUGGACACAGCUGCAGUGUGUGACGGCUCUCACACAGGUUGGCUGGGUAAUGGCUGUGGGAGUUGCUGCCGUCAGCCUCGUAUACCCAUCAAUUGUAGCUAAAAAUAGGAGCACUUAUUAGCGAUUACUGAAAAGUAAUCAGAAUUGUGAAGAAGAGGCAUGUGAUCUGCUGUAGAUCACUCUCAACUUGACAGUUCACUUGAAAUACCGAUAGAAGAGUUAUUUCAGGGGUAAAGCUUGCAGAAAAUGAUCUGAUUUACACAUGUUGAAGAGUCCCUGUGGAUUAGAUACUUGAACUACAUUUAUCAGCCACAAAGAGCACUAGCUCCUAAGAUGUUCUUAGGAGAUGGAUUUUAGGAGAUGGUGAUGGAUCAGGAUUAUUAAAAUUAUUUGUAACUGUAGUCUUCUCUGUGUGACUCACAUGACAUUUGUCAACCUCCAGGUGUUGAAUAAAAUGACCUUUUGUAUUACAUUGCGCUACUAGCUGGCAAGCUUAACAAGUAAGAGGUACAUAAAAAUUACAGGCCAGCUGUGUUAGCAAAACAGUACAAUGUAAACAGUCAAGGAAUACGACCACAUACAAAUGUAAUGACUAGUGUGGUCUGUUUGUGAUGAUGAAAUACUGUGGAUAGAUUACAGUAACAAGUAUCACAGGAAAUGUCACAUGAUGCAGCACUUCAACACAAACAGGAAGCAAAUGAUGAAGUGUGCAGUCAGUCUGUUCUUGUAACCUAUGUCCAACAUUUUCAGUUUCUUAAAUGUUCAGAAUAUUUCUUCAUCAUCUGAAGCUGUUUUGGAUCUGACUCUUAUUGCUGCUGUCACAGUCAGCAGGCAGUAGCACAACCUGUGUUCCCAAAACAGCAAUGGGUGCAAUGCAAGAUGACAGACCUCUCAAACUGCUCACUGAAUCCAUCUGUACUCAGGGCUCAGACAUCCCUGACCAUGGGUGUAAACAGCAGAAGAGCUUAGUAAUACUAUGAAUGGAUCACCAAACCAUCAAUAUAUUGAGUAUCCAAGCCCACCAAAACUCAUUCAAAUCUGAAUUCAAAAAUGUUUAAUUCGAAAAUUGACUAUAUUUGUCAUUUCAAGUGAAUCAUAUUUGUAAUAUUUUCUAGUUGCUUACUGCUUUGUAUAUGAGACAAUGAGGCUUUCAGGGAUGUUAGUUUCCAGAGGCUUUCAAAGGGUUAACUUUACACAUGCAGCAACUAUCCAAAAUGUGAGUGGAUUUCUUCAAGUCAACGACAUAUUCCACUCACAGCACAGUUGUUCAAACACACACAUACUGAUGCUUUUGAGGAUUCUGCGUUGAAAUGAAAAAGGGAAACUGAGAGAGCGGCUGCAGAGCUGGUGGGAGGUAAAGCUGAAAAGGGACAAAAAGCUGGAGGAAUUUCAUCCAUGUCUCUCUGCUCCAGCCGCUUGCAGACACUUAAACGAUCACAUCUCUCCCCCUGUGUGCUGAAUAGCUGCCAUCAGCUUGUGAGAAAAUGAGUAUAAUUAAACGAACAGCGUGGCAUUAUAGCUGUAAGAGUGUAGGAAGGAUGGAGCGCAGGAGAGAGGGAAUGAGAGGUUGACGUUCUGUGGGAUAAUGUCAAGAUAACUAAAAUAUCAACAUAAAAUCUUUAUCCCUUACACUUUGGCAAGAAAUUGGAAUUCAAUACACAAUUCUGGACACAUUCAAUACCCGCAGUGGAUGUGUUCUGCAAGCUGAUGGCCCAUUUCAGCUGCAGCUGCCGAGGAUGUUAACAUGAAGAUUGGAGCUGUAGCAAGACGAUGAAAAUAAGAGGGGAGUGGACUUGAUGGAGCAGCAUUUGAAUUUUCUGUGACCUGUUUGUGAAUUAAAAAGAAAAACAAAAUUACAAUUCACAUAAUGAAGCCGCUCUGAGUGCAUUCCAUGAUUUGCAUAAACAUCUUGUUCUAAGCCAGCAUGUUUCUGUAGUUAGGAUAGAUUGGUUUUAUUUUAUUCAUUUGUCAUGCACAUGUAGUGCCAAAUCUUCAUGGGGUGACUAGACACCAGAAAUACAGCUGCAGUGUCAGUCUAUUCAUAACAAGGUAAAACGAAGAUGCAUGUAGGUUCAACAGCUCUCUACGUAGCAUGUAUUCUUUCUUUGUACCUGGGCUUUGCAGAUAAAAUCUGUCAGGGAUAGAAACUUGAGUUUGAGUCACACGUGAACAUGACUUGAGAUCUGACUUGGCUGUAAAUUUGGGACUUAUGAUCAAUCUUUUUAUCUUUGCAUUUUUGACCUAAAUAUUGCAAACUGAAAGUCAUUCCUCAUCAUGCCUAAACCCCAAAAUUUAUUGCACGGUGACACCGUGGCAAGUGCAUCAGCUGUUUCUUAUUCAUAGACCAUACCUCAGCAGCAAGCAUAUUUGAUGACUAUUUAUGUGUGCCAGGAUCCAGGGCUGCUUGACUAUAUAAAUUCUAAGCAAAGUAAUACAUGUUUAAUGUUUGUUUCCUCUUCCUGGUAGAACACAGAUGCAGCCUUACUUCCAACCAUCAGCUAUCCUGCCUUUGCAGUCGAUGAUGACGCCCUCUACAGUCAGACACUGGAUAAGAUCGUCCGCAAACUGAAGGGCAAACAUGGCUUCAAACGGUUCCUACGUGACGGAUACCGCACUGCAAAUGAAGACAAGAACCGUCGGUACUACAAACCUGCUGAAAUGAAGGAAAGUAUUGACCAGACACACAUAUAGGACCCCCACCCCCUUUUAACCCUUUGAUUUUAAUGCUCAUAUAAAUGACUUCUGCUGUUUAUUUUGACAAGAUGAAUUUAAAAAAGAACCAAGUCAUCAAGGAUGAAUCAAAUGAAAGCAAAUCUUACUCUAGCAUUUAAUCAUAUCAAGAAAUAUAAAAGUAAAAAAGGAUUAUUACAGUGGCUUACAGCAAUUCCUCAGCAGCAUUUCGGCUUUCAUUUGGAGUCAGUUUUUUAUUUUUCCUUAGUGGGAUUGGGGCAGAAACAAUACCUUCCGCGAUGCUAAAAAGAGACCUGCAGGAUGUGUCAGGGGGCACUCCAGGGGCAACAACUCUGACACACCAUGUUUCUAAAAUCAGUUCCUUUUAAUUUUGUUGCUAAAAUGAUUAUUAAAAUUAUUAUGAGGAUAAGCAAACAUCAUUGAAUUCCUCAGUGCCUUCAGGCUCUGUCAUGCCCUCAGCUCCACCAGCAUGUUGACAAUUUAUUGUUACAGACAGCAGUGCUAGAAAAGCGGCAUAACUUGAACUCUUGGUGUCAGAAACAGCAUUUUAUUUAUUUUUUUUUACAGAAAUACUUUGAGUGAGUGAGGUGUAUGAUUGUUACAAGAUAGAAGAAGUAGACUUUUUAUCACAAGAUAGGACAGCAAAGAGACCAAAUGAACUAGUGAGUCUGUAGAGGGGCAUCAUAAUCAAAACAGGUCUCAUAAGAUAUCAACAGCACAAGCAUUAACAUGUAAUGACUACAUGACUGCUGGCCUUGAUAUAAAUACUGAAAGAUGUCAAGGACACCUCCAGUCUAUCAGAGGUAGACUGAACUCAAAGUAUAUAUUGAGCAGCAAGUGAACACACAGAGGUAUGAAAUGUCCAGGGAGUUUCGGACAUACUGUGAGCUCGAUGUGGAGAGAAAGCGGUCUCAAGUGGAGCUGCUCUCCUGUCUGAAGACACGGAGUGAAGCUGUUGUUGGUGCUUAAGAAAGAAUUCACUGCACAGACAUCUGUGCUCCCUGUCUGUUUACCAUUGACAGGAGGCAGCAGCCUGUGUGAUAGACAGUUUUACCAAUCAGUUGAGCUGCUCAAGCACAAAACCCCAGGGAGUCCUGCAUGUUUACAGCCUCAACAGGCCAAAAAGCACAGGCCUCCCCGGGUGACUGCCUCAGCUCUCUAUUUCUCUCUCUCUCCUCCACUCCCUCUCCCCUCUCCUCUACCUCUGUCUCUCCUCAUGCUCCUUCUUUCUUCCAUUUUCCUCUCUUUCAUCCCCCCUUGACUCCUGAUAGGGACUAAAUUGCUUCUCAUCUCUGCUGAAACACACAGUUUGAAGCCAUGCAUACCUACAUAAUCGCAGGCUGCAGACAUUAACCAUUUAAAGCAGCAUACUCAGGCCUGCAGAUGUGACACUCUGUUCAGUGAGAGUGACUGCAGCUCCCGCUGGUGUUAGUGUGUGCCAGCUCUAUCAAACAUUUGUUAUUGCAUUAGGAUGUAAUCUCUGUUAUCUCCAAUCAGUGUGGAGAUUAUUGAAAAAGAUGAGGGACAAAGAUAGGGUGGGCUAAUGACAUUUUUAGAUUGAUGGGCUAAAACCCACACGCACGUAAACAGGCUUUGUAAUGAUGGAGGCUAAUAAAAAUCUGCAGUUUGUUUGAUCCUUUUUCUCACUGACCUUGAUUUCCCUUGUAUAUCCACAUAUAUGGUGGCCAGAAAAGGUUUGUUCUGUAAAAAAAAAUGAGAGACUGAAUUUUGUCUUUGGGUUUGUCUUGAUCCUCUAUAGAGAAGCAUAAACAAGCCUCAAUUGAAUUAUUGAAAUUAAUAAAGCCGUGUUUCACGUGACUGUCUCCUCGACUUGUGACUUUGGUGUGUGUGUGGCCUAUAUGUAUGUGACAUGACACACACAUUUACUGUGCGAUCUAUAAUAGGAUUUCUGGCUGAGUAAGAUUCAGAACAUAACACUGCCAGUGAUGGUGUUCAUGUCAAAUUAAGUGUUUGCUCUGGAAAAUUCACCCCAACUAUGGCCACACGCUGACUUUUGUUUGUUUGAGUUCAGUCGACUGUAAACAUCAAGACAGUCACACAGUCACUCAUGCAGUCAUCAGUUACUGUCCAGUCAAUCAAUCAGUCAAUCAAUCAAUCAGUCACAGCUUUUUAAAAGAGGGAGAGAGGAGAAUGUUUGGAUACGUUUAAACCUGCAUUAUUUAGAGAAGGGACAAACAACAUGCUCCCAUACAGGAGGGUUUGUUGGUAUUAUAUACACUGCUAUAGCCAUCACAGUAAUUAAAUAUCAGCUUCAACAAAAAAGCUGCAGGAGGUUUGGAGCCUUUUCAAAACCCCAAAUAUACAAAUAAAGUAAUAUAUAUCCCAGGAACUUAAAAGUUGAUCAUAAGUCUGUGCAAGCUUUAUGCUUUCUCAUGCAUCAUAAUAAAUAACAAUCAAGGCUGUGUCUAUUAUGCAUAAUGGUCACCUGACAAAAGUCUUGCAAAUUUCCUUUUUCCUUUCUGUCUUCUAUGGUUUUUUCCCAUUAUGUCCUUAAAGCUAACCAGUGACAGCAGUAAUAUAGUGAUUAUGUAAUAUGCAGUUUUGUGUGAGCAAGAAAAACCAAGAUGCGUAGAUUACUAGAUUGGCCAAAAGUUUUAGGUAUGAGACAGGACUCAACUCAAUGGAGCUCAACAGCCAGCUUUAUACAGAGUAUGAGUGUAAAGAACACCUUUCAAUGUUGUUUUCAUAUUGCUGUUAAAUACUGGUCUGUAAGGUUGUACCUGCUUUGUCCUUUUGGCAUAGAUAAAAAGUUUCAAAGUUGUUUAAUACAGAGAUCGUUUCUGUUUUUAUGUUGUAAACAAUAAACCAGUUUGAGAUGGUUUAUUGGUAUUUACCUUGUUUUGUUGUUGUUGUUUCUCUGAUUGUCCCUGUUAGACCUCCAUAGUAUUUUCUUCAACCCCCAAGAAGGACUUUUCAGUUUAUCUUAAUUCUGGUAUCCCCUGUGGAUGAAGCAGCAACUUUUAUUUCUUUCACCUCUUCGUAAUAUUGUUUAAGUAAAUAAAAAGAAUAAAAGCGCAUUUCCUGCUUUUUGUUAACUCUUGCAUUGAAACGCUGUGGACCCAUGAAGGGUUUCAGACAUUAGAAACUACUUCAAGUAAAAACCCAGUCUUUGUUGAUGUUCAGAUUUGCUUUUGUAGUUCAUGAUGGAAGUAUAACAGAAUAUUAAUUGUAGUCUGUCAGGUAGUUAACUAAAACUAAAUUAUGGGUGCUUUGAGAACUAGGUUUUCCUUUGCUUUGAGACACUGUGCAGUAGAAAGUCAGCUGACGGUCUCAAAAUUUGAUUUCUCUGAUGAAGGAAGAAGUUGCCCAAAUCCUCCUAUCUAAUCUAAUCUAAUCUUAGUGAUGUCAUACUAGCAGCUUUUGAUUUGUUUUUCAUGCUCAAGGACAAGUAUGAAAGUGUCAUUGAGAUUUAGUCAUCUCUCCUCUGAAUUAAAUCUUCGUUUAUUCUUUUGUUUUCUUUCCUUUUUUUUUUUUUUUUACUUAAAGAAAAUGGGAAUAGUUUACUGUAAAAUGCUUUUUGUGUCACCGUGGACCUCCACGGCAGGUAACCCUGUUUAAAGUUGUGUAGUGAUCCACUUUUCUCACAUGCUUCUUUUAUUUUUCAAUGUGUCACAAACUUUCUGAAUCCUCAGUCCUUGAAAUGCCCAUAUUUCAAACAGCAAAACUUUAAAAUUGACAAAUGACCUUGGAAGUAAAUAUUUAUCGCUCUUUAUGUCCUGGGUUUUUAUUCACAGUGUCAUGUCUUUCUUUGCUUCCCUCUGCUCUAUGCCUAUCCUUAUUCAGUGCUUGUAAAAUUCAGCUUUUUCAAGUCCCCAUGCCGUCUUCUCUUUUGAUGUGAGAAAGCAAUAAUUCCUCCUCUCUCUGUGUGUCUCUGCAGCUUUUUGA
Messenger RNA from Xyrichtys novacula (pearly razorfish), 73105 nucleotides. The record is from the annotation of a GenBank genome assembly. NCBI's taxonomy places the organism in Eukaryota, Metazoa, Chordata, Actinopteri, Labriformes, Labridae.